Molecule: messenger RNA, 60277 nt
Organism: Podarcis lilfordi (Lilford's wall lizard)
Lineage: Eukaryota; Metazoa; Chordata; Lepidosauria; Squamata; Lacertidae
Source: the annotation of a GenBank genome assembly
GGGUUUCCUUUUUUUCCCUGCCCGAGCGGAGAAAGAUGGCGGGGGCAGGCGCCGGCGGGAUGGAGCUCAGGGAGCCGACGGGGCUGCGAGGCUGAGCUGCGGGAGGAGGCCGCUCUCGGGGGCUGCUGGGAGGCCGAGAGGGAGGAAGGAAGGGCGGGAAUUUCGCGGUGGCGGCGCUCUCGCUCUUCCUCGGACCAGAGGAGCCGGCGGUGGCGGCGGCGGCAGGGCUCGUCCCGGGGCCCGACCAGGGGUGUGGAGGCGGGAAAGCGAGAGGAUGAAGAGCCCGGCGCGGCGGCGUUGCUGCUGCAACCCGGGGAGCCGCCCCAGUUGUGUCCCACCAGGCCGGGCCGCUCGCUAGUCCGUGCUGGAGGCGGCGCAGGGCAGCCCGGGCGCCGCGGCCGCAGAGCAGCUGCUGGAAGGGGAGCGCUUACCGCCCAGGCUCCGGCCCGGCGGGGCCAUGCCGUGGCUGAGCGGAGGGCGGCGGCGGCGCCAGCAACAACAGCCACCGCAGCAGCCGCCGCCGCCGCCGCAGCAACAGGCUCCGGCCGCUAUGGGGCAAGGGAUGGGGCAGGCGCCCAUGGGGCAGCCGGCAGCGCCGCGUGGCCGGGAGAACUCGGAGCUGCCUUUACCCGCCGGCUGGGAGGAAGCGAGGGACUACGACGGGCGAGUCUUCUAUAUCGACCACAACACCCGGCAGACGUCGUGGAUCGACCCCCGGGACAGGUCAGGAAGGGCGAGGAGGCCCCUUUUCCUCCCUCCGAAACGAGGCUCCCUUUAGCAACAUCCCCGCCGUGUCCUGGGACGGCGCUUGCUUGAAGGCGGCGGGGCCUGCAGAAAUGGUCGUCGGAAGGGAAGGUCUAGGCUCUGGGAAAGAGCAUCUGGAGGGGCCUGCGAUUUUAAUUCGGAGCAAGGGCCACCCCCCUUUCACGCUCUUUCCCCGAGUCGCCCUCCUUCCUUCCUUGCAAGUUUAGGGAUGGUCGUUCCCGGUUCCGGGGAUAACGCCGCAACUCCAUUUUGUCCCGUGUCAUUUUUUGGGGAGGGGAGGCUGGCGAGAAUAGUGCUGAGCGCGCCUCAUUGUUCUCACUCGCAGGAGACGGGGCAGGGCGGGGGGCAUUUUCUCCUUCUCAGUGCCGUGAAGCCAGGACUGUUUUCUUUCCUUCUCCUUCAGUAUCUUGUUUUAGCAGAUUGUGGUUUGAAUUCCUAUACCUCUGUCUGAUAACAGCAACGGAUUCUGACCUAGGUGCCCCUGUAAAUCUUUUUUUUUCCUGCGUGGGAAGGAUUGCCUCUGUUCUGAACAGUAAAUUAGUAAACAGGCAGGACUCAGCAAUAUCUCAGCUUUGCAUGGGUAACGUGUUAUUAGGUUGUUUUACUUAAUAAGAGUAGAAAAGCCCCCCUGCCCCCAAUAAUGCUUAGGUGUUGUGUCCUGGAGCUAAAAUCUAAAACAACGGUAUUGCAACAGUUCAUUCUGGCUCUGUUCUUUGACAUUUUGUUUCUUUUAGAGGUUAUGGCAAAUGCAGCAUUUUUAAGGCAUACCAUCUUGUAUUCUGACAUUAAUAAGUAUUGUUACUAAAAUUGCUUUGGGACCAAUCAGUAUCCUGAUGUGUCUUUGUAUAUUUCUUGAAUGAAGCUUUAAUCAUCAAAAAGCAGAAGGGUUCUUUGGCUCCCUCUCCAUAAUAGAAAGCUGUCAGCUUCUUUUGCUGAAAAAAAAAGCACCUUUCCAAACAUCUAACACUAAAAGCAAAGGUUGUGUUGGUGCAUAAGAAAAAACUCCAGCGUCUACAGUUGCAUAGUACCUUUAAUAAGAACAACCAAAAAGGUCACAAACAUGUUACUUUUAGGAAACUUUGAACAAGUUUUAAAAAUGUUAUUUCUAAGCCUGAAAUCCUAUGCAUUGUAACUUGAAAGUUUAUUCUGUAGAAAUUAGUAGACCUAACUUCUGAUAAAAUAUGCAUGAAAUUGAACUGAUAAUAGUAUUUAAACUUAGGCACUAUUGGUACCAGUGACAAAAGAAGCUAAACACACCCUCUUAACAGUUGUCAGUGAUUUCAUGUAGUGAGUUUACUUGUCAAAAAGCUGCAGGUCUUUUUUUUGUCUAGAGCCAGCAUGGUUGAAUGGAUAAAACAUUGAAACUGAGUCUAGAAGACUGGAGCUCAAACUGCAUUUCAGCUGAAGACUUGGGAUGAAUUGUAAUCACUUAUUUUCCUGUGUUUACAAAUUAGAAAAUAGUAACACUUUGUACAGUUGCAUGAUUGAGAUGAUGUUGCAUUAAGUUGCUUUACACAUGGGAAGUGCUACAGAAAACAUGUUGUUACUUACUAUGCCUUUGAAAACAUCAUGACUAGAAUACUGUGGUGGAUCCAAGAAUGCAAAGUUUAUUUUUAUAGCUUUUGACAUUGAUCCCUGUGCACACAUGUUCAAAAUUUCAUUCAUAUUUAUUUGUUUGUUUUAUUACACUUCAAGGGCAGCAAACAUCAAAGAAACAAUACAGUACAAUCAAAAUUAAAAUAAUCAUAGUCAUGUUUGGAAGCUCACAUAGAUGCUGCCAAAACAUUUAUGAAUUAAUGUACUGUCAAGCCUUUUUUUUUUUUUGGUAUUUUGUUUUAAAGAUCUUGCUCCUGUUUGUGACUAUUGUAUGCUGGUGCUAAAAGGAAAAUAGAACAAGCAAUAUCUUCUGGCAGAACUCCUUAACUGUCAGCAGGAUUUCCCAUGACGGCAUGUGGGCUAGGGCUAAGACUAUGAUUCCUGUGGUAUAUGCAGGCAGAGUUCCUAUUUUAUCAUAUGCUUUUAUGGAUCCUACUAAACUAAUUACAACCAUGUUUGCCUAGAUAGAUCAAAGAAAAGAAAUAUUUGAAGGGAAAAAAUGUCAGGAAAAGACUUGUUUCAGAAGGAAUCUAGCUAUAAUAUGCUUUUUAUGAUCUAUUUGAGAAAUACUUGCAGAGACAAUUCACCUGCCUUCUUUUGAGAUGCAUACUGAUUAGGGGUGCUGUCAAAAUUUGCUCCAGCCUGGUUUUGUAAACUAACUUCUGGAUUUUUUAAAGGCCAUCUCAAUGGACAGGCAAAAUUCCAGGACACAAACACACAUGGAUUGGGGGCAGGUGUUCUAGCUGCCUUACUCCUAGCCUCCACUAGCCCUCCCCUCCCUUCCCAAUUCUUAAACAGGAAAAUUGGUGAAGAGCAGAGAGAAGGAAGUUCCCCCAUCCGCUUUUUCUGUCAUCUUGAUACUCACUGUAGCACAUAAGGACUAAAGUAGUGCUGCAUUUCAGAACUGAAUAAAAGUAAUAGCAAGGGCUGCUGCAGUGGUCCCAAGUGCCAUUGCUUUUUCAAUUCCAGUUCCUAACACACUGCAUGUCAGGAAUGAAAAAAUUAAGGAGAGUUCACCUGUAGCUAAUAUCAAGUAACGGAAAGCUCAGAGUGGGUUGUCCUGAAGUAUUCUAGUACCCUGCCAUCCUUGGCAAACAGGGAAUUCUGUUUUGUUGCAUGUCUUUUUACAACAUCUCCAUGAUCCAGUUGGGCCUCUUUUGAUCUGCCUGAGCACCUUCUGAAUGUUUUCCUACUGGGAAGCUCUUACUUUCCUUUUGCUUCAUUGGAGUUCUUCAGGAAAGUGUUCUUGGUCCUCUCCACUUCCCUCUGCAUUUAUGAGGAGUGGUGUGCCUACAAACUGGGUCAGGCCAUAAAGCAGUUUGAUGAGUUCUGCCAACCCAGUAAGUUCAGUCAUGGUUUCUUGUCUGCGAUCUGAGUCUCCAUCACAGUACAGAUCUCAGAUGAGAAGUUCAAACCUUUCCACUCCGACCAGUGCAACGGUUAAGAAAUUGCUCUGUUGUAGCACAGGGCUGAGAGGAGACAUUGAAAUAUCUCUUCUCAACCUAUCACUGUAGUGGGGGUUGCAUGUGUGCACCUGUGUGUAAUUAUGAGAAAGAGUCCAUAUGAGCAUUAGAAGGUUGGCUGAGUUUUUGAAUGCAUCCCUCUGGCUAAAAAGUGUGAGCUGCCCUUGCUGCAUGCGCUGCCUGAGUGGCCUGCCCACAGCCCAUGAUUUUGUACCACCUACACGCUGAUGACACUUCUACUACUUUGCCCCCAAGCUCUCGCCCUUCCCCAAGUUUCAUAUCUCCAUCUGCCUCUAAUAUUUCCACCUAGACAUAUUUCUGCUUUGUUGUCAUUUUCCAAGCACUUAUUUCCUUUGCUCAUUUUACUUACCCAUUGAAAUAUUGAGCAGGCAUGUAGCAGAAACUGCUUCCUGUGCUUCCCACGUCUAGUCCAUUGUCAAACUAUGGUGUGUUUCCCGUUAUAAAAACAUGGCUGUUGCUGCUUGAUUCAGCAAAAACAAACAAACAAAAAGCAACAACAACCCUCUGGGCCUCACCCUGGUCAUAUCUUUCCUUGAUUACUACAUAAUAUCCUCCUCUGGUUUUCCCUUCUCUCACCUGGGUCUACUGCUUUUCCAGCAACUUGCUGACAAAGCAUUCACCUCUGCCAGAAUCAUUCACUACCUCUUUGUAAUGCCCUUCCUUAAAUCCUUACACUGACUUCCUGUCCAUUCCUGAAUCCUGUUCAAGCUUCUUAUCCUUGCUUUUAAAACCAUGUAGGCCUUGCCUUCUUUAUCUCUCUAGUUUUCAUAUACAUCUCCAUCUGUGCCCUUAUCUUGACCACCUAUUGCUCCCCUAAGCCAUCUAAAGUUCUUCACAGAUGACGUUUUUGCUGUGUUUUAUACAUGGAACUGUCUUCCAGAGUGCCAAUGUGCUUACUUCUGCUUCAAACCUAUCCUCUCCUUUUCAUUGAAGCUGUUGGUACAACUCACUGGUCUCCAAAUGUUGUUAUAACUAAAUCUGAAUAACUUCAAUAAUUAAGUUAUUUUCCUGUUAACCCACCGCCUCUGUUGUUGUUGUUGUUGUUGUUGUUGUUGUUGUUGUUGUUUUAUACUCCGCCCAUCCGGCUGGGUUUCCCCAGCCACUCUGGGCAGCUUGCAGCACAUAAGAAAUUGUAAAACAUUAAACAUUAAAAAUUUCCGGAUACAGAGUUGCCUUCAGAUGUCUUCUAAAAGUCAAAUAGUUGAUUAUUUCCUUGGCAUCUGAUGGGAGGGUGUUCCACAGGGUGGGCGCCACUACCGAGAAGUCCCUCUGCCUCGUUCCUUGUAACCUCACUUCUCUCAGUGAGGGAACCGCCAGAAGGCCCUCGGAGCUGGACCUCAGGGUCCGGGCUGAACGAUGGGGGUGGAGAUGCUCCUUUAGGUAUACAGGACCGAGGCCAUUUAGGGUUUUAAAGGUCGGCACCCAGACUUUGAUUUGUGCCCGGAAACUUACUGGGAGCCAAUGCAGAUCUCUCAGGACCAGUGUUAUAUGGUCUUGGCGUCCACUCCCAGUCACCAGUCUAGCUGCCGCAUUCUGGAUUAAUUGCAGUUUCCGAGUCACCUUCAAAGGUAGCCCCAUGUAGAGCGCAUUGCGGUAGUCCAAGCGGGAGAUAACUAGAGCAUGCACCACUCUGUCGAGACAGUCUGGGGGAAGGUAGGGUCUCAGCCUGUGUCCCAGAUGGAGCUGGUAGACAGCUGUCCUGGACACAGAACUGAUCUACACCUCCAUGUACAGCUGUGGGUCCAAAAUGACUCCCAGGCUGCGGACCUGGCCCUUCAGGGGCACAGUUACCCCAUUCAGGACCAGGGAGUCCUCUACACCCACCUGCCCCCUGUUCCUCCAAAACAGUACUUCUGUCUUGUCAGGAUUCAACCUCAAUCUGUUAGCCACCAUCCAUUCUCCAACCGCCUCCAGACACUCACACAGGACCUUCACUGCCUACACUGUUUCUGAUUUGAAAGAGAGGUAGAGCUGUGUAUCAUGCACAUACUGAUGAACACCCAGCCCAAACCCCCGAUGAUCUCUCCCAGCGGCUUCAUACAGAUGUUAAAAAGCUUGGGGGAAAUGACAGAGCCCUGAGGCACCCCACAAUUGAGAGUCCAGGGGUCUGAACAUUCAUCCCCCCAACACCACUUUCUGGACACGGCGCAGGAGAAAGGAGUGAAACCACUGAAUAACAGUGCCCCCAGCUCCUAGCCCUUCUAGCCGGUCCAGAAGGAUGUUGUGGUCAGUGGUAUCAAAGGCCACUGAGAGAUCCAGCAGAACUAGGACCCAGCUUUCACCCUUGUCCCUAGCCCGUCGGAGAUCAUCAACCAGCACGACCAAGGCAGUUUCAGUCCCUUGAUGAGGCCUGAAUCCAAAUUUGAAGGGAUCUAAAUGGUCCUCAUCCUCCAGGCAGAUUGAGUCUUGGCCCCUGCCCCUAGGCCAGGUGGAAACGGCCUUGCAGGGAGUGGUCUUCAGCACUCAUUCCCAUCACUUUAAUCUGUAGACUGCUUUUGUAGAUUGCUUGAUCGUGUGACCCUAAUUCUUUUUAAAAUGCCAUGUGGCAGUAUACGUUUAUUAUUAUUAUUAUUUAUAUUUAUACAUUAUUAUUUAUAUAGAUUAAAUUUUUACAGGCACUUGCUUUAAUAAGAUUACAUCUGUUCUUGUUUGAUUUUUUUAAAACGAAAGCUGAGUAUGUUGUCAUUUAGAAACUAGUCAUAAACCUUUUAUCUACAUUUCCAAGAAAGAAUGUUUGUGAGUAUUAUGCAUUCCUAUGAAAGAAGAAAUAUCUGUGUGUUUUCCUAUACUGAAUUGUGUUUUCAUAACUGGAGAGCUUGAAUAUCAGCCAAAACUACUUUACCAGAAAUACGCAUGGAAUGUUAAGUAAAGCCAUGAAAUGUUGUGCUUUUGUUUUUUACAAAACAGUAAAAAUGUGUGCAGUUUCUUUUUGUAUUAAUAAUGAACGAAGGGCACUAGCCAAAUUUUCAAAUCAUUUUAAUUUUUCAACACAAACUUUGUUACCAAGUUUCCCAUGUUUAGCUCUAAUAAACAAAUCUAUGGCCAGGAUUCAAAGAGCUACUUUGAGCAUCUUUAGUGGGACAUUUUGUUUUGAAAAGCAGGUCUUGCUAUAUCACUGCUUUGCUGAAAAUUCUUGUGGUUUCAAAAACAGUUUGCCCUGUGGCAUAAGGAACUGGCAUUUGAGAAGCGUAAUAUAAAGUUCGUUUGGAUGUAUAGAAGGCAUUGCAAGGUGUUUUUUUAAAAAAAUAUUUCAAAUUGCUUCUAACAUAAUUUAAAUACUCUACCAACCCAGGAGCUAAAUCGGGGUGAAGAACAGCAAUGGGCUCCCUUAGCUCCUGACAACAGGUGGCUCAUUUUCUUUUGCAGCCUGAAAGUAAAAAUGAAGUUCAAAGCAAAAUGUUUCUUUGCAGGCAUGGCUUGGGUUCCAGCUACAUCUCACCAGGAUUUGAGGUCACUGCCGAUCAGGUGAUUGAUGGUGAUUUCAAACCGCUUUUGGCAGGGAUGAUCUAUGAAAUUCCAUACACACACACACACACACACACACACAAAACAAUAUUACGCAAGUACUGAUAGCAUACUAACACACAUUAAAUAAUUGAAGGUUGCACCAAAAUUCAGAUGAAAAUGAGAACCGUCUUCCUUGUUUGCAAACUGAAUGAAGAUGUUAGAUGAUGGCUUAGUGAAACUAGUAUUGUAUUUAGGCACCUGCUUAAUUUGUAGCUGAUACAGCUCUCUGUGUGGAAGUACAUGUUGUACAGAGCUGUGGGCUUGGAAACUUCAGAAGCUUCUCUUAAAACUUCAGAAGUGUGAAAGUCUCUCAAUGAUAAAAGCAACCUUAAUCAGUAAUACUUUUAAUUGGCAAAAUAUGCGUCGUUUUCAACUAAAUAAAUACAUGAGCAGAAUGACUUUGCUUGCACAACAGGACUUUUUAUUUCCUCUCCUUCCAAAUUUGCCCCCCACUGUCCCCAAAUAUGCUUCGUAUUUAGGGGGCAUGCAGGAGGAAGAGAGGGGAAGAGUCCAAAUGAAUGUCAUUCUGCUUGCACCACUUAACACAGGUGUACCCAAUGUGGACCUUCCAGAUCUCCACUCGCACCUCCCUGACUAUUGAUAAUGCUGAUUGGGGCUAAUGUGAGUGUAGUCCAACACAUCUGGAGGUCACCUUAUAGCCUACCCUGGUCUAGUAUGCUAGUGCAUGGAACAGGAGUUUUAUUUCUCUCCUAAUUGAGGUUGUUAGAAUGAAGAAAACUUGGAGGAUGCAGGGCACCAGGAGUGGAGUGAUGUUUGACAGGACUGUGAACUCACUUCUAGUACAGUGGUACCUCCGGUUGUGGUUGGGAUCUGUUCCAGAGCUCUGGUUGGAUCCCAAGGUUUCCGCAGCCGGAGGUGCCUGCUCUGCGCAUGCGUGCGGCACAAUAGAGCGUUUCUGCAUAUACACACAGCACGGUAGAGCGCUUCUGCGCAUGUGUGUGUGGCGAAACCCGGAAAAAUACUUCCGAGUUUUCCACGUGCGUAUUCCAAAGGAUACGUAACAAGACGUGCAUGUAAGUAGAGAUACCACUGUAUUGAAAACAAUUUUCUGAGUUCAGUUUUGCUUAGAGUAAGGUUACCAAACAUCCCUGUUUCCCGGGGACAGUCCCUGGAUUUACAAAUCAGUCCCCUGACAAAAUCCUAUCAUUCCUAUUGAAGUUGAAAAGUGUCCCCGGAUUCAUUGAAAAAAAUCUGGUAACCUUAGCUUAGAGGCACCUUGUUCCUUAAUGCUGAGAAUACUGUUUUAUCCCUUUUACACCUGUUUCUGGUUAGUUUAUCCUGGGGUUCUAGUAAAACGUAGAAGAUCCUGCCAGUGUGCCCACCUCUGCUUAAGAGGAUGGGGAAAGAGAUGGUGAUAUAUGCCAAUUUAAUACAGCUGUGGAUUAGAUGAUGAAGAAUAUUUUGCACAAUUCCAGCUCCCUUUAAGUGUCAUUCUUGUAUAUCCAAACUGUUUUGCAAUGGAAAUCAUUCUUAUUCUGGACUCCCUUUGUGCUAGGACACACUUCUCAAAUUCUCAUAUGCCAUUCAGGCACGAAACUGGUUAGGGAACUUGUUGUGAAAGUGGUGAUUAAUUUGAUAUGAAUAACUUUAUUUGUCAUUCUGAAUUUCACUUGAAUAUCCUGCUACAACAUAGGUGAGCUUACAAAAACUGGUAUGCAGUAUUAUUCAAGUUGUUUUCUCCAGUUCUAAGGAUUUCAUUUAGGAUUUCAUUUGCAAAUAGAUAGUAGAGUUCUAAUGCUAUUGCUAGAUGACUUUUAAACUUAAUUUUUUUAAACUAUUUAGUACAAUAGACAUACUUCAAUUUCACCAUCAAAUAAUGUGUUUCUGUGCUUCCUGUUCCUUCUUUUUAAAAUAAUAUAGUUAUGUAGACUUUUUUAGCCACCGGGCCAAAAAACAACAAAUAAUAGUAUCUUGAAAUAGUACCAAGAUUUCAAAAAGCAAAUAAAAUGACAUUUUUAGCUCUUUUAAAGAUUCAUUCUCCUUGGCGAAUUUUCUUUGUACAUGCUCCUUUUCUUUCACUGUUUUUGGAAACAGUUUUCUUAGCAUUCAGGCUGUACACACAGCAGGGCACACUACUGAGCUUUCUUUCCUGCUGUGUGUAGAACAUUUUAAUGUGGGACAGAGACUGAAGACAAGAAUCUCUGUCCUUUUUCAUACUGAACUGAGUAGGACCUACUUAUGUAGCCAUUUAUAUAACCAGAAUCCAGUAAAUUUUCCCGUGUGCUGGCAAGAGGGGAAGGAAAUUGCGUAAGCCUGAGAUGUAUCUCUGCCUUGGCAUAUGUACAAGCUAGACAUCAAAGAUUUGUGUAAACUUGUCUGAAUAUUAAAUGCAAAUUUAAAAAAUAAAUAGGCUUUGAUUUGACUUGAAUGCUUAGGUUACAUGCUUCAAUAUUUGAUAAUCUAUUUUUGUUAAGAUUCACAUCAAGCUGUUCAUUUGCCUAUGUCUUGUAAGCUAAAUGAGCACAUAGCGGGUUUUGCAAAAUACUAAAAGGCCUAGAGAUUGCAAAAUUAUUUCAUAUAGGUUUUGCUCUGCAGGUUGUACUCUGAAAUUAGUUUAUAAAUGUUUCAGAGGAUUUAUAGACGUAUGGACAAAGUUCAUGUAUAGAAAACUGCAGUGAAGAUGAGCCAUUAUUAAGCAGAAGGAUGUUUUAAAGUUGAGAAUCAAUCACAGAGCGUCUACAGUUCUGGUCUGGAAAAUAUGUGUCUGCCCAUGGAAAUGCAUUUAUUUUGCUUUUCCAUGAAUAAACCUUUCAAAAUGCAGGAUUGUAAAUUUGUAGCUUAAAUAUUCUUUAAGUAUGUAUAUAAUGUAUAUUUAAAAUACACUCUUGGACUUGAAAAAGCUCUGUGGUGUCUACUUUUGGUGGAGACAGAAAAAUUAAUUAAAAUAUUUUUUAAAUGUCUCAUGUUUGUCACUAUUUUUUUAUUAUUUGGGUGCCAGCAUUACUCCCAGCUAUUUAAAAUGAAUCCAGCUAUAUAUAUUUUACACACAUACAUCAGAGAAAUCAUAGUGCUCAUAAUAUGGCAGGAUUUCCAUUUUUUGUUCUACUUGCACUGAAACAGCUUUUCGCUACGCUAAUUUUGAAUUUCAAAACCAAUUGCUUAAUAAUUGAAUAUAUCAUUAAGAGCCUACGCAAGUGUUUUAUCUGUAGAUUCAUGUUAAUGUUUUAUUGAACAAAGAGCACUAUUCCAUAUUGGAAGGUUUUCCCACCCUUUCUUUUUCUGUAUUUUUCUUUAGCAGGACAGAUUUGUUCUUUCUGGUAUUCAGGUAAAGAUACUAUAUGUAAAAGAAAGUCCAAUACAGCAUUUAUAAGUUGUGGAAUGAAAGGUAUGCUUGCUCUAGUUCCUUCAGGAAGAAUAGCAGACUACUUUCCAUGUAUCGGACAGCUAUAUACAUACUGUUUCCAUUUCCAAAUCAAAAUAUUUCUCCUUCAGUUGGUGCCUUGGCAGUGGUGAGGAACCUUUUUCAGUCUCAUAGGCUGCAUGCCAGUGGUGGGUGGGACCAGAAGCAAAAGUAGAGGAGCAAUGAAUGUGACUUUUACCUUCACACAGAGGUUUCUAUAUAUACACAUCCACCUCCUCCCCACAUACGUAACUCUUCUUCAUCCAAGCAAGCAAGAGGCACCACAGCUGAAUGGCUUAUUCCAGCAAGGAAGAAACAUUCAAAGGUGGGAGCAGGGCAGGCAGGUGAGGGUGUGUGGCCUGAGCAGAGUCCCCUAGGUUUGAGAUCCCCAGCGCCUAUCUUAGAGAGUACUUGCACGCUGGAAAAAGUACUUUUAGUGAGGUAGUUAAAUAGUUGUGGCAGGCAUUUUGAUCCUGAGCUAUGCUUUUUAUUGCUAGGCAUAAUCACAGGCAUUCACUACAUCAGCAGAAGUCAUAGCUUGCACAGAUAAGACACUUUGUACUUCUGAUGAUGGCAGAUGCUUGUAAGUCUGUCUGGAUAAAUGAAUUGCUACAAACUAUGAGCAACACAAAAUUAUUGACAAUCAGAGGCUAGUGGAUAUCUGUCUACAAUAUCUGCAUGGAUUGGGCCAGGGACCUUGUGAUGUCGAACAGCACUGGGUUUGGGACAGAACCCUGCGGCAGCCCACUUGUAACUUCUUUCCAGGAUGACAAGGAACCAUUGGAGAACAUUCUUUGGGUUUGAUCAGUCAACCAGUUACAAAUGCACCAAAUAAUAACACUGCCUGACGUGGAUGGCGCUGUGGGUUAAACCACAGAGCCUAGGACUUGCCGAUCAGAAGGUCGGCAGUUUGAAUCCCCGUGACGGGGUGAGCUCCCGUUGCUCGGUCCCUGCUCCUGCCAACCUAGCAGUUCGAAAGCACGUCAAAGUGCAAGUAGAUAAAUAGGUACCGCUCCAGCGGGAAGGUAAACGGCUUCUGGUUCGCUAGAAGCGGCUUAGUCAUGCUGGCCACGUGACCCGGAAGCUGUACGCCGACUUCCUCGGCCAAUAAAGCGAGAUGAGAGUUGGUCACGACUGGACCUAAUGGUCAGGGGUCCCUUUACCUUUACCUUUUACACAAGAAUAUCAUGAGGGACUUCGUUGAAAGCCUUACUGAAGUUAAGAUAUAUCACACCCACAGCAAUCCCCUGAUCCAUUAAGUAAUAAGAUUAGUUUGGCAUGACUUGUUUUUGAGAAACCCGUGCUGACUCUUAGUAAUCACAGCAUCCUUUUCUAAUUGCUUACAUACGGACAAUUCCACUAAUUGAUUAUGUGUUUUGAUAUGAACAGCCUUCUCCAACUCUGUAUCAUUAUAGACAAAAAAGCAUUGCCCUAACAUUCCUAGCUGCAUAUGCUGCAUAUUGUUAAGAGAAGCUGGUAAAGUGGAACAUUAUUAAAUUUAUAUAUAUAUAUAUAUAUAUAUAUAUAUAUAUAUAUAUAUAUAUAUUUGUAUGAUGUAUUGGUAAAGUUCGCAAAAGGAUUUUAAUUAUGAAACUAAAUGUUCUGUGUGUCUGGAUUUAUAGCUGAUAUGACAUAAAAACAUGUUGGUGUAAGGGUGUUGCCAGUUAAAAUAUUCAGCUGUUACAACAUUUCCAGACUGGCAUCCAAUUUUAGUACACCCAGAAAAUAAUUAUGCAAAUAGGAGUACUUGACCAUAUUUUGGAUGUGGUGUGCUCGGUGGAUAUUUUUUUGCAUGCAUUUGUCUUGGUAUGGAAACUUGAAAUAUUAUUGCUAUCAUUUGAAAGAGACUAUGACAUAAUGCUUGAUGAAACCUUUGGUGCAAAGUGCUAUGCAUAGUGCCGUAUUUUUCGCCCCAUAGGGCGCACCGGCCCAUAGGGCGCACCUAGUUUUUUGUGGGGGAAAUUAAGGAAACAAAGUUUAUUUCCCCCCCCCCAGCCGCAGGGCUGGGGCGGGGGAAGCCCGAGCUUUUAAAAACGCACCUACCGUACUUUUUAGAGGAGAAAAAAAGCACUCCGCUGCCCUGCAGAGGCUUUGCGCAGCCAUCCCCAAGCUAGAAGAGGGAGACGGAGCGCUCCGUCUCUCUCUUCUGCCUUCAGGGACAGCCUCCCUAGCCUCUGUGGGGCAGCGGCUUGCCCCGUUGUCCCCCGAGCUUGUGGGGCUGGCGGUGGGGAGAAGUUUGCUUCUCCCCACCGCCAGCCUCCAAACCAGGUCGGGGAAUAGCGGGGUGGCGGCGCUCCGCCUCCCCACUGUCCCCCAAGCUUGUGGGGCUGCCCGAUAUCUGCACGAAGCCCGGGGCGCACUGUGCAGCGCUCUCCAGGCUUCGGGAUGCAGGCUGCUAUGCGCAAGCCUGGGGAGCCCAACGGGAACUCCCGCAGAGCUCCCAAGGCUUGCGGAUAGCUUCCUGAAGCCUGGAGAACGAGAGGGGUCCGUGCGCCCCGACCCCUCUCGCUCUCCAGGCUUCAGCAAAAGCCUGCAUUCGCCCCAUAGGACGCACACACAUUUCCCCUUCAUUUUUGGAGGGGAAAAAGUGCAUCCUAUAUGGCGAAAAAUAUGGUAUUUAAUUCAUUUGCUGGCCUUUUGUACCUUUUGGUUAAGAAGAAAUUUAAUGUUUCUAAACUUGCAAAUUUACCUUAUCAACUUGUCAAUUUUAAGAUUUCUGUAUUAUGAGUCACAAAAUGAUGACCAUAGUAGGGCUUUUUGUAGCUGUGCCAUUCUUACAAAAUGUAUCAGAUCUGAAAAAAUAUUGUAUAUGUUUGUGUUUAGUUCCAGUUAGCGUAAAAUUUUUCAUAUCUUCUCACAGUGAUGGAACCUUUGCAAGGGCCAUUUUAGGGUGCAGAUAUUAUUUCCUUACAUUGUACCACCUCUAUUGUUUGAUAGCAUUGCUAGCUGGAACAAAAGCAUAAGCUUUACAGCUAGCAGUUUCUAGAGAGGUACACAGUAAGCUAGGAUGCCACCCAUCAAAUGGUUUACCAAAUUAAUUAGUUCAAAUUGAAGUACAAAUUGCAGUGUUCAAAUAUCCCCAGGUGCCAGGCACGUUUUGUGUCUGGCGCAGGUCCAGUUGCAGGUCCACGUGAAGAUCUCUGGAUGCCAGGUUGGAGACUGAUAUCUCCAUCUGGCUGGCCCCUCUCCAGCUUUCUUGAGCAGAUAAUCAGAAGAGCUUAUUUAUUGCAUCUCAGACCCAGGGCCAUGCCCUACUAUGUGGCCAGGCUGCCUGGGAAGUUCAUGAUUAUCAUUGGCACACAUCAUCUUAAUAUCACAUGGUCUUUACCUCUGACCUAUUCUUUCUCUGUCUUCCAAAACUUUUAGAAGACAGCUAAAAGUUGGGUUGUUUUUAAUGUUUGAUGUUUUAUUAUGUUUUCUUGUUUUGGAAGCCACCCAGAGUGGCUGGGGCAACCCAGCCAGAUGGGUGGGUUGUUGUUGUUGUUGUUGUAUCAUCCACCCCCCUUUUCUUCAAAGAGUACCUGGCUUACCCCACUCCUUAAUUAAUCCCUACAAUGAUUCUGUAUGGUAGGUUAAGAGGCUGUGGCUGGCCCAAGGUCACCAGGUGAGCUUCAUGAUUGAGUGGCAAGUUGAACCCGGAUCUCUCAGGUCCCAAUCCAAUGCCCUAAUCACUAUACCACAUUGGCUUCUGCUAUAGAGGAGCUAUAUAAAUUAAGUAGGCAGUUUUACAUAGUUACUGGAAGGAGUUUUCUGUAGGUUGAGGACUCUCAGUGAAAUACUUCUAUGUGGACUUAUGCUAUAGAGAUUUAAGUUCUUUCAUUUAUCAUUCUUCCGGCAAUGUAUAGCUCACAAAAAAAUGCCAACAAGCAGCUGAUGUCUAAGGACAAAUUUUGCUUGUUGGUAAUCACUGUUGAAGAGAGUUCUUGGUACUGAUACUAUUUAAAAUACAAACAUAGGAAGCUGAUAUACUGACUAAACAUUUCUGAAGUUUGGAAACUACAAGGGAAAUAAUCAGAGGAAACGGAAAUGUCUAUUUUAAGCUUAAUGAUACUUGGAUUGAGGGGGGAGAGUAGAGCUGGCGGUGGGGGAACAGAAUGGAACUGUGGCUAAUAUUGGAUCCUAUGAAAAUAACCUCUCUGUAGAAGUAUUAUAAAUUACCACUUAGAAUAAUAGAAUCAUAGAAUUGUAAGGUUCAAAGGGAUCACCAGGGUCAUCUAGCCCAAUUCCCUGCAAAGGAAGAAUCUUUUGCCCAACAUGGGGCUCAGACCCACAAUCUAGAGGUUAAGAGUCUCAUGCCCUAUUGACUGAGCUGUAUUGAUCUCCCUAGCUUAGGUUUUUCAGUGGAUUUCAUAUUCAGCAAUGUUCUCUAUGAUAAUGUAAAUACAUAAUUGUGAUGGUAUAAUUUGUUGAGGAAUGUAGCUCCUAGUGGCUGACAACAUUUUCAUAUAUAUUAAGAAUAAUAAUGUAGAAUGCUGGAAAAGUAAACCUUUUUUUCCUCAUGAGGUGCCAAUGGAGAAAAGUAAAUGAAUUUCUUUUUCUUUUUCUCCUUUAAAAAAAGCAAUAUUAAAGUUUUGAGCCCAGAUAAUACCUGCUCCCCAUUUCAGAAGCCAGAAGUGGGUUCACUAGGAUUUCCAAAGGAUGAGAUUCUUGAGCCCACAGGAUGAGAUUCUUGAGCUUUGCAAAUUACAAGAUUUACUAGCCCACAUUUUUUAAAAUGAACCCAGUGCUACUGCAUAUCAUCUGUGGAACAAUUAUUAACUUGUAUGAGAUGACUAUUUUCAGGCUGACUGAGCAGCAGAAGCUGAAUAUUUUAUUGAAACAAAAAAUUGCAGAGAGGCUUCUUUUUCAUAGUUAAUACAGGUUUUAGAAUUCAACUUUUAAUGGUGCAGAACUAAGAUUACUUUUAUAUAGAUUUAUUUUAAGCACUAGAACACAAUUUGCCCAAGGUUAGAGAUUUUGAAGUUCCAUUGAUUUUAGUGGGAAAGGUAAGAACAUGUAACUUCUCUUUUAAUUUUGAACUUUAAAACAUUUAAUUUUGGUUGGAUUAUGUAUUCAGUAUAUAGAAAAUAAACUAAAAAUCAUUGUUUAGCUAAUGUCAGAAUAAAACCAGAGUGGUAACAGUUAAGAUGUUUGCAAGUUUACAUUUAAAUAUAUAUAUAUAUUUUUGCAUCCAUAGCUAGUAAAACUUGAAUCUUUAGAAUCUAGAAAGAGGUAACUAACUAGUGUUGCUCACUAGUCAAGUUGUUAAGAUGUGUGCAUUGUUAUAUUUAAAAUAGUGGAUGAUUUAUAGUCCUGUUGUUUAUCACAGAUAGUUAACUUUAUUUGUGGAAUAACUGUAUGUGAUGCUUGUUACCAAAACAUUAGAGAAUUCAAACAUUGUCUGCAAUAUUGUCAAAAGUUAUUAAUACUGAAGUAGUCCUGUUCUGCCCUACUUACAUAAAUUGGAAUUCUUAUAGAGAUAUACAUUGUUAGUUUUGUUUAAUACUUGCCUACACAAGAACAUUUACAACUGUGUUAAAAAUGAAAGGAAAAUAGGCUUUGUGUCAAGUGGAAUGUACGUUAAUUUCAUACAGCAUGCAACAUAAAUAGCUGCCUUUUUUCAGCUGGCAGGUUUUAUGGUAGGCACAUUCAGUAAAGCAGCUAGUUGGAGACCAACAAAUGUGCACUAGUUCUAUUCAUGAAUGUGCCUAGAUAAUAUAUGUGACUUACAUGGUGGGUGUUGUAAGUUGAUUGAGAACAGUGGAGAUCCAUAACAAGCCAUUAACAAGGAUUGAGACAAUAAGCCAUAGGUGCUUCCAUUAUAUGUUUAGCAUUUGUAUGAUCCUACUUUGGAAGGAAGGUGGAAUAAUGUGUACAGGUGGAACAAUGCAUAUUUAUGUGGUAACAGCUGGCCGGAUUCUUUGAAAAACAAUAUUGUGCCCAUAACAGAGUCAUAGCUUGACUCUGGCUUUCCCCUUAAGUCUGGAAUGUAUUGGAAUGUAUUGCCAGACAGGCUGUAGUUGCAAAGGUGAAGGAAGUUCUAAUAGUGCCUCCAGCACUGAAAUGUUACUUUAAAAAAAAGCACAGUAAGCAGCUCUUCUUGUGAAUAACUUUACUCCUUGUUUCCCUCUUCUGAUAGUGUAGCUGCCAAGUUCACAAAAGAGAAUAUUUCAAAAAUGUCAGACAAAGACUUAUAAAAUCAGAAGCCUAACAUUGUGUCAUUGUGAUUUAUGCAUACCUUUAUAUGGACAGUAAAUGUUCUGCAACCAAUAAUUCAUAAUAUAAAAAUACAAAUGCUGUUGGGGAAUUUGCUUAUUAAAUAUUUGAGCUAGUAUGUAACCUAUACUUAAUAACAGAAAAGUUUUGCCUUUUAGUUCUUCCAGAAGCAAAUGUAGUGUUAAUAGUGAUGCAACUUCAGUCUGACAUUUUUUUUUUAAAGAUAGGUGUAUUCUUUUCUCCCAUUUGUGUAUUUUAUUAGUGAAGACAUGUCAAAAACUGUUGCCUUUCUUGGCACUAUCAAGAGAUAAUCUUGAUAAACAGCCUGCACGCGCUUGUCACUUUGGAGCCUCUUAAUUAAACACUUCUCAAAAUACUUCUUAAAACUGAUGUAGCAAAUCUUUUGUCUGUCUGGGUAUCUGUGUGCAAGAGAGAUCUGCAAGUUGCUUCAUUAGCUCACACUGGCAUCUCUGCACAGGGCCAAUUAUUCCCUCAAUGAGAGCGAGCAUUUGUGGUGAGUCUGCUGACUUGGUAAUUUAAAAUAAGAGUUGAGUUGCUAGUCUUUGGUUAAAGGAUUUUCCAUGCAGAUUCUGCAGUAUCCUUUAGGCUUUUCUUGCUGCUCAGCUGGAAUGCUAAGCAGUGUGGUGAAGGCUGGCUGUGUCUGAAUGCGAUACGAAACCAGGGACGGAGAACUUGUGACUCUUCAGGUGUUACUGGGCUCUCAAAUUUCAUUAGACUCAUCCCCAUGCCCAGUAGACAGAGAUGACUGGGACUGUAGCCAGCAACUUAUGGAAGGUGACAGGUUUUCCAUCCCUGUGCUAAACCUAUAGUUCAGCAUGAUCUGCAUGAGCCUCACCUGAUCUCAUUGUCCCCUGUUCUCCUCUGCAGAGGGUGGUUUGAGUGCUUUUGCUCCUGUUUUUGCCUAACCACAGCUUAUCACCCAAUUUAACACGCUGUAGUUAACUUUAAUUAUUUUUUUAAAAAAUCAAUUUGAAAUCAUGGUUUUAAAUUUAAUAUUAACACAGUGAACAGAGAGCUGACUGGAGGAAAGAAAGAGUCUUAUCAGGUCAGUCAGUCAAGUAUUGAGUAGGGUAGAGAUGUAGUGAGUGACUUGCAAAAUAAUACAAGAGCAGAAAUCUAAUCCAUAGUGAAGUCCUGGCAAAGCCAUAAAAGACCUAUUGGGUUUCUUUGACGUUUGAACCAAACAGUACACAGACACCCCACACAUCUGGGGUAGAAUUAGGCAGUAUUCCUUGCAGCCAUGAGUGCUGGUGAAUCCCAGACAUUCCCGAGUUAGUGGGAAAACAUGAUUGGGAAGUUGGAAACAAAAUUCUGUCAAAUCAAUUACCAUAACGCAGGAAAGACUCUCCUCCUGAAGAGAGGGGAGUGGUUGUGGGCGGGAGCCCGAGCCCCGCCUCUAGCAGGGGGCGUUAGCCCCCUGCCUCCCACUCACCUGGCUGGCGCCCACGCCCAUUGGCAGGCACCCAACCAGGUGCCUCCGAGGGGCGUGUACAGCAGCCUUAAUACUGCGGCGCCAGCCCCUCCUCAGCCUCACUCUUCGUCGACCCAUCGCGAGUCACCCACCCUCCACUCCCUUUGAGCUCAGGGUCUUAGUUUUCCUUGGCCUUGCUAUGGACCUUAGGUUGGUCUCCCUGGUUGUCCGGGGGGCCUGGUAGGAAUUUUUCCAUUUGGCAUUAGGCUUUUUGGGUUUUUUGCCUACCUCGUAGCAAUCGUCACAACUUUCGUGGUAUUGGUGGGUAGGUUAGGCAUUGGAAUAAUGUGUCGUGGUGCCGAAGGGCUAGGUGUGGCCAUCGCCUAUGCCUUCAAUUUUUGGGUAUUCUGUUAAAGGAAUCUGGUGGUCAUGUAUUCAGUCCGAUGCCUGCUUGGCGGGAGGCCAUGGCACGACCCUCGGUGACAUCAGGAGAGAGCCUAUAGUUGGAUUAGCAUCAACAGGCUCCACCUACUGGUGAAUAAACCCCCCUUGUUUCAGACUCACCCCUCUCUGAGGGGGUGGAGUCAGCUGACGUAAUCCAAUGCCUAAGCCAAUACCUUUUCACUUGCUGUAAUCAAUGAAGUUGUGGCCUUUUCUUGCCCAUUAGCCUUAUAUCACGUGUCCUUGUGUAUUCAUUCCACUGUGGGGGGGAUCGGGUCCUCGAACCACAACUUUAAAAUGCUGUAAUUCUUUCUUGUGGACAGUAGGUUCAGGAAAGAUUUCUCACUUAGAAAGGAAGAGCUGAAAUCAUUGUUUAGAGCAGGAAUGGGGAACCUGUGAGCAUCCAGCAUGUGGCAGGUUGCUGGUUCCCCCAUCCCUGAUGUAAAGCAACAGAGACUUGUAUCAUGACAAAUAAACCAAUAUUCCUACCUUUGUUGUAAUUGUCAGGGUGGAAGGGAUGCUUGCUAAUUCUCCCCAAGCCUUUGACAAUGUAUGUCAGUCAAUUUUAAGUAUGAAAAUAUGCAAUUGGAAAUGUUCUUUCUGUUUUUUACUAGAAAAGUAAAAAGUUUCUAGUUGUUAGAUAUGUCUUCUAUUAGCUUGAAACUAAAACUUGAAAGCAUUUUCUGCAAAAAUGUAUGCUGUGAAAAUGCUUGAACAACUUGAUAAAUCAUAUCUGUCCACAGCCAUUGUUACAAAUAUAACUGCAUGUAAAGGCUCAAGUUGAUGUAUGUUGUAGGUUUUGAUGAUGUGAAAUUAGGGUAUUUUACAAAUGACUGCAUUUGUUAUAAAAAAAAAUUAAUGUCAGUAAAUGUUUCACUUCUAGAUUUUAAAAGAAAACAAACUCACUUUCUUGUGCAUUGAUAUUUCUAAAACAAAAAACAAACCAUAUACUAGGCUCAAUUUGUAAUAGCAAUGAAUUUCAAUACAGUCCUUUUUGUUAGAGGAGAAACCUGUAGGGCUACAUACCACAAUAAUUAAACUGUUAAGCUUAGAAUGCAAAAAGAAAAUCUUGCCUCUCUUGUUCUACAAGAUAUCUUCCAAUAUCCACCUCUUGAAAUAGUAUGUGCUUCAUCCAACCAGUACUAACUUCAGUUUUCAAAGUCUUGGUGCAGGAAUGGGGAACCUGUGGCUUUCCUGAUGUUGCUGGACAACAUCUCCCAUUAUUCUCAUCUUUUGGCCAAGUUGGUUGUGACUGAUGAAACCUGGAUUCCAACACCAACAGGAGAUGCACAGGUUCCCCAUCCUUGCUCUCUAAGGCUUUCCCCAAAUUAUAACUUCCAUAGGCAACUGUAGUGUCACUUAACUGAACGCUUCACUUUGAACCCAUUUCCAUUUUUCAUGCUAUUUAUAGGAUUACAAAGCCAUUGACAUUUGCUGACUGUGUUGGCGAUGAACUGCCUUUAGGAUGGGAAACUGUUUACGAUCAACAGAUUGGUGUUUAUUACAUGGACCAUAUCAAUCGUAAGUAAAAGGAUUUUUUUAAAAAAAUGCCUUGGAACUAAUGCGGUUAAUAUUUUUAAUUCACCCAUAAGCCUAAAUGAAUGCACAUAAGUAAUUUCUAUAGAAAUGUAUUUAGGAGCCCUGUGUUGGGUAAGGCUAAAACAUAAUGAAACAGUUCUGACAACAUGAAAUAUGUUAAUGGCUCCCAUGAGCUCAGGUUAUCUUUGUGUAAUUUGAUGUAAAGUUUCUGAGAUAUAAGGCAGCUGCAUUUGACAGAGGUAUGACAGUGAAAUAAGAUGGACAACCUUUAUAAACACAACUGCUUGGAUCUUCUUUCGUGGCUCAGCAUAAUUCGUUUCUUCUGCAGUUAUUUGAAAAGAAGAGUGGAUGUUUCUGACCUCUUGCAAACUUGCUAGAGAAGGUGCAAGGAAGAGGCCCAUGCACAUAAUGCUAAAGGGUGGUUUUUCGUUGCAUCCAAAUCAGGCAGUUGAAGGCUAGACUACAUAUUUUAGAAAUAACUGUCUUCAAAUUAGAAGUCAGUGUAGAUGUGGAGGCCUGCCAGUUUUGUAGGUUGCAAAUUGGUGUGUUAGUAUGAUGAUUAUGUAUUUUGCCACUUUACAAAUCUGAACACCUUUUUUCCCCUCGUCAGAACUCACACAGAUUGAGGACCCAAGAGAGCAGUGGAGAAGAGAGCAGGAGCGCAUGUUGAAGGAAUAUUUAAUUGUUGCCCAGGAAGCACUUAAUGCCAAAAAAGAAAUCUACCAAAUUAAGCAGCAGCGUUUUGAGCUAGCACAAGAAGAAUAUCAGCAGCUGCAUAAAAUGUGUGAGGAUGACAGUCGCUCUUAUGCCAGCUGUAAGUUUACCUUUAAUCUCCAAAUGGUUCAUAUUUGAAUGUUUUGAGUGAUACUUUAAAUGUUUUGUGGUUUGUAUUUGUAUUAUUGUAUGUUCUUAACCAGGGGUCAGCAAACUUUUUCAGCCGGGGGCCGGUCCACUGUCCCUCAGACCUUGUGGGGGGCAGGACUAUAUUUUGAAAAAAAUAAUGAACGAAUUCCUAUGUCCCACAAAUAACCCAGAGAUGCAUUUUAAAUAAAAGCACACAUUGUACUCGUGUAAAAACACCAGGCAGGCCCCACAAAUAACCCAGAGAUGCGUUUUAAAUAAAAGGACACAUUCUACUCAUGUAAAAACAUGCUGAUUCCCAGACCAUCCGCAGGCUGGAUUUAGAAGGCGAUUGGGCCGGAUUCGGCCCCCGGGCCUUAGGUUGCCUACCAUGGGUAAAAAGUUUGCUGACCCCUGUAUUAACAAUCCAGGUUUUCUUUUGCAGGGAAGGGCAGGAUCCAAAAGUAAAAAUACAAUAAAAAAUUGUAACAGGAAACUAAUAAUUUUGUUUCCAUUCAGAAUCUUCAAAAAUUAAAGGCCUGACUCGAUUCUGUGUACAGAUAUGUGGAACGAUAUCUAGCAGGUUUUUUGUUUUUUUAAAAAAGAAAAGCUGCUUUAGAAGGCUACUAUUGGGAACAUUUGCUUUUAUUAGUAUUGCCUUUAAUAAUUCAUUGAUUUAUUAUUUUCUGAAAGCUGUCUUAGUCAAGCCAGUUUUACACUUUGCAGGCUAAGUUGAAGUUUCUGAGCUUUAUUAAGAAACCAUCUUACAUGUGGAAAAUUUGAGAAACAUGAUAUAAUGCUGUUAUUUAUUCAUCCUGUCUGUGGAAUUCAGAAUAUGGUGGCGCUAUUUAAAUUAUAAAUGGUUUGGAUCAAAAGCAGUCAAGUCAUGUUACGUACCAUGAAAUAAUGUGAAAAGUUAGCAAUACCUAACUUAACUAUCAUUGAUUCAAUAGGCGCUAAGUGCAACUAACUUGCUCCAGUUCCAAUCCAGUGAUAAAUUUGCAUCAUGCAACUUUGUGUGGCAUGAAAAGCUUGAUUUAUAUAUUGUUGAGGCAGGGAAUAUAUGCACAACGAAUUGUUUAUAUCUUCAAUGUGGCUUUCUGUUUUUAUUUGGUUUAAUACCAGCCCUCCAAAUAUGGCAUUGCAACUUUUUCUCUAAACUCUAGGGAUUUUAAAUAUCAGGUAGUGCUCUGUUGGGUGAGUGCUGUUAAGCUAAAAACCAACUACAGUGGUACCUCGGGUUAAGUACUUUAUUCGUUCCGGAGGUCCGUUCUUAACCUGAAACUGUUCUUAACCUGAAGCACUACUUUAGCUAAUGGGGCCUCCUGCUGUCACCGUGCCGCCGGAGCACGAUUUCUGUUCUCAUCCUGAAGCAAAGUUCUUAACCCGAAGUACUAUUUCUGGGUUAGCGGAGUCUGUAACUUGAAGCGUAUGUAACCUGAAGCGCAUGUAACCCGAGGUACCACUGUAGUAUGUUUUGAUCUCCGACUUGUGUAUCUGUGAAUUAGGGCAUCAGAGUAUUUAAUAAAGAGAAAACUUACAUUACAAGUUAAAACUUCAAAUGUGCUGGCAAACAGCAUUUUAUCCAGAAUCUAAAAGGAAUUCAAGUUUCACACUAGGGAUGUGAUCCAGAGGGUCCUUUUGUAUGUGUGAUGGCUGUGCAGGGUAUGAGUAUUCUGCUUGGUGAAAAUUAAAAGAGAAAAUCCCACACAUUUAAAGCAGCUCAGUGAUCAGUAUUAUUUUCAUUUUAAAUUAUCACUCAUGGCACACACCUUUUGAAAAAAUCUAACAAAACUUCUAUAAUUCUUUAACAAAGGUUUAAAACUUCGUGCACUACGCAUCUCUUGUGUACAUGGCACCAAGCAUGUCAGAAAUAGAAUCAGGAAAAACAAUUUAGUUGUAAUUGAUGCUUUACAGUAUGAGUCAUUCUGUUUUUAUAAAAAUUUUUUUCCAUAGUUUUCAAAACUGACAGAAAUUUCAAAAAGCUUGAUUUUCUUUAGCUAUUGAAGCUUACAAAUACAUAUUUUAAUGUUUGCUUGGCAUAAAUAUUAGAGAACCAAGGCCUGUAUUUUUCUUCAUUAAUUUGAUUCUUGAGCCCAGAAAAAUACAUUGCUUGUAACAGAAAGGUUUAAACAGAAACGGCUUCCUUGCUUUUCUUAAAAUAUGUGUAUUUCAGAUGUGUAAAAUGCUAAUUUACUUCUCACUUCUGAAAAUGCUAAUAGAGAAGGUGAUUUUCCUUGACUGAAUGUUACUUUAGUAAGCUGUUCAACAUACAUAUGCUUUUUUCAGAACCAUGUACCAUUGAAUACAAUAUAGGCUUGCAUUAAUUUUAUUUCUAAAGAUUAAAUUUUACUAUUUGCACUGGAAUACAGUAGUUGUGAAAAGCUUGCUAUUUACCUUUUACCAAUAUGCCAAAUGGCAUUGGAUAGAAUCUUAAAAGCAUUUAAAAUACUUUCCUCUUUCAUACAUACUAUAACAACUGUAUUGGUUGUUUUGUUAGGUGGGACAGCGACAGUCCUUCCUGUUCUUAGUUGUAUCUCAUAGGGGAGAUACAUAUUAAUCAGUCUAAAUCUUUAAAUUAAAUUUAUAAUUUGUACUAUGAAAAACAAAUGGCAUACACUUGCCUCAGUAUUUGAUUUUGCAGGAACAGAAGUAUUACAGUUCAUCUAGCAACGAAGGUUUUUCAGGUAGAAGAACAGUCAUAAUGCAUAUAACCCAAAUUAUGUGUGCAGAUAUCAAUGAGAUAAAAUAGUUUCCUUGGCCCAUUUCUUUAACUGGCAUGUGUAACUAUGCUCCCUAGUUUGUUUGGGUGAGCCCAGGUUUAGUGUUAAUCCAGGAGCAGUUCAUAUGGCUAUUUAGGAGAUGGAUUUCAUUACAAAGUGACUUCUUCCCUUAAUAUUCAUGUGGUGAAGCUGCUAUGUGUAUUAUUAUUAUUGUUAUUGUUAUUACUACUACUAUUUGCACUGCCUACUUGUCCUAUGUGAUAAGGUGCCAACAAUGUGAAAGUACAGUAUCAAAAUCAUUUAAAACCUUUUGCAAUAAAAGAAUACAGUCAUACCUCAGGUUGCGAACACUGCGGGUUACGUGUUUUCGGGUUACGGACCACGCCAAACCUGGAAGUACUGGAACGGGGUACUUCCGGGUUUCGGCGCACGCGCAGACGCACAAAACAAUGUCACGCGCAUGCGCCGAAGCGCCGAAUUGUGUCAAGCGCAUGCACAGACGCGGCGCUGUGGGUUGCGAACGUGCCUCCCGCACGGAUCACGUUCGCAAACUGAGGUAUGACUGUAUGGUGUUUCCUAAAAAUAUGUUCCAACACACGUCAAAUGCCUUCAUAUGAUAAAAUUACAAGUACUGUGUCCUCUAAACUCAGAAUGUUGGAUCCAGCAACGUACAAGCAACAUUCCACCCCCCGCCCACUCCAGAAUGGUUCCAAUGGAUUUCCUAACCUUUUGGAGUAGAUUUUGAGAGGAUGUUGCAGGGGAGAGGGAAGGGUUGGUUCCAUUGUUCAAGUGGAAUUCUUCUUUGUGAGUAGAAUCCAUAAGUUCUAUCUGAUAGUGCUGAACCACUCAUCAGAAACUAAUUCAAUUUAUACCACUCAGUAUAACAAAAUCUCUUAACACAGCUUACAUAAAAACAACCACACCAUGUAAAAUUUCCUAUAAACAGAAUAAAAACAAAACUAUAUAGCACAAAUAAAGCUGAGCUGUGUACAAAACAGAAUUGAAAAGCUAGUCAUAUACUGUACUUUAUGAAGUUUGUCCAGAGUACUUUCAAUGUGGUUUUGUUUUUUUAAGUGACACAGCACUCCUCACGAAUCCCUAUGGUGGGUUGUGGCAAAUGACCACAUUCUAGUAUGCCUGUGAUAAAUUCUGCUCGUUAUAAAAGUGCAUACACAAAAACUACUAUAUAUUACCAAAAUAUGAAUUUAAUCCAAGCAGAAUGUAAUUUACUGUCAGACUAUAAUAGAAUUGUAGAGGGGGACUCUGAGGAUCGACUAGUGCCUUAGACACAGUAUUAAAGUACAAUGGAAAAAAAAAUACGUACAUAUGCAUAUGUACAAGACAUAAUUGGUAAAAAAUACGUACAUAUGCAAUGUACAAGACAUAAUUCAUUUUGUUCAGUCUGUAUUACCAGAGGAAGAAUAUUAAUCAAAAGGGGAUAUUACCAUAUGCCCAUGGUAUCUUUUGUGUUGGCAGCCAACAUCAAUUAUUUGAUGUCAUGUAUAUACAUUUAUAUACAUUGUAUAUACAGUGUCCUGUAUUUACUGUAUAUAGGAUGUUUUAGGUUAGUACUUUUGUAUCCAGCAGACAAUAUGAACUAUGACCACAAAAGAAACAAUUUUACAUUUUUUCAUCCAUGUCCCUAGCAUUCAAUUAAGCAGAUUAUUUUGGGGCAGGUAAAGAGAAUGUAUUUGAAAGUGUUGAUCUUGAAAGCAAAACAAAACUUGUUGAAGGGAAUUUUGUUAAAUGGUUAAUAGUAAUUCACUAGGUUUCAUUAAAUGCAGUUGAUAAUAAAUCUGUUGCCUCUAAACUGUUUUUUGCAUAAAAUAAAUACAGGUCGCCCCUCGCACGUAUAAGUUACAAAAUUAUUUGUUUUAAACUCUCCACUUCUUUGUAGGAUAGACUAGAAGACUGCUUGUCCUGAUUAAUGGUAUGCAUUGGUAUUAGUUGAACUGAUUGAUGUCUUCAGGUAGACUACUUGUUUCCACUUUAGCUAUAGAGGAGUAAGUGGAACAAGUGAAGCAUAAGAUCUGGCUGUUAAACAUUUAGUUAGCCUAGCAUUUACAAUGCACUUAAUGAACUACUUCUAGUGUUUUGAAAAUUAAGAUAUUUUCUGUUUGUUCAGCAUUCUCUGGAUUUUCAACCAAUACCAAAUACGACCCAUGUCAGAUUAAAGCAGAAAUAGCAAGUAGGCGUGACAGAGUGAGUAACCCUUUUCUAAUACUUCAUGCUGAAAAUAAUCAGUGUCACCUCUUCUUCUUCACUCUAUAAGCUUUCUUUGUGUUUUUGCAUUUCAGCUUUGCCUUAGUGAAGUAAUUAUAGUGGAAAACUUGACUCCAGCUCCCUGCAACUACCCGAACUCUUUAUUGUUUUAAAGGGUUAUAUGCUCUCUUAAAAAAAAUGAAAUCAGAAUCAUCACACCACAAAUUCUAUCUAAAUUUUUUAAAUCAUGUUUAUUGAGAGAUAUGUUUGUUAGCUGCCACUGUGAGUUACUUAAUUCCAGCACACGUAUAUUAAAGUCGGAUACCUUCAUUGGUAGGGUAGGAGGGGCAAUGGCUCAGUGAUAGAGUGCAUGCUUUUGUGCAGAAAGAAAUCCCUAGUUCGGUCUGAAACACUGGAGAGCUGUUGCCGGUCAGCAGUAGAAUUGCUGAAUUGAGCAAUGGUCUGAUUUGGUAUGAGGCAGCUUUGCAUGUUCCUUAUUUAGUUGUAAUACCCUAGGGCAGUGAUGGCCAAGCUUGGCCCUCCAGCUGUUUUGGGACUACAAUUCCCAUCAUCCCUGACCACUGGUCCUGUUAGCUAGGGAUGAUGGGAGUUGUAGUCCCAAAACAGCUGGAGGGCCAAGUUUGGCCAUCACUGCCCUAGGGGGCAUUGGGAUGGAGCAAAAUGGAAGAUGUUCUGGCUGCCAUUAACAAUAUGAUAUGCUCCCAUAUUGGGCUGAGUUGAGUUGAGUAAUGGAGGUAGUAUAUUGCAUCUGAGCUUAUACUUUAGGCUGCAUGUAACUCUUUACAGUAAGCAAUAAAAUAUAGAUUGAAACUGACAUGAUAUAUCAUAGCUAUUCCAAAGCAAUGUUAAGCACUACAAACAUGUUCCUAAAUUGCAAGUUCUUUUCAUUCACCUAUAUUGAGAGAAUGGUUAUCAACUUUCCAAGCAUACUAGAUAAUGAAAUAUAUCUUUUUAAAGGGUGGAUGCAUUUGAGUUAGCUAUUUUUUAUGUGGCCAGUCCUAAAAACAAAACUUAAUCAGGGGUAUUUGUUCUGUGUGUAUACAUAGAAAAAGUUGACUUUUUAAGAAGUCUUCCUGAGAUCAGUUGGUGUUUUCCUAAGUUGUUUACUAUUUAUAGUGGUAAAAUUAUAGCAAAAUAAAGACAUAGUUAUAGACGUAGAAAUUUCUUUAGUACAGUGUAAUAGACCAUAACUUCUCCAAUUAUCUUGCCAAUUCUGUUAAAUCAGUUAUACCAAAAAAUAGUGACUUGCCCUGGCCUUCCCCAUUUGUUCCAUACUUAACAAGUUGUUUAACUGAUAUUUGCUUUUUUACUUUGACCAAACAUGGUAUCACUGCAGCUUAGUAGCUAGGACUGUGCACUGGAUUUAGCCAUAACCUGAACCCCAAACCAAAUUGGGCUGAUUCAGAGGGAUCAAGGCUUGACCUGAGUUGGGCAGCUUGGAGGGGUUGUGACAUCUGGUGGGAAGGCUGCAGACCCCAUCAGGAAUGCAUUUGCAAAUCAGCACCCUGCAGGAUUGAACUCUCCAUUCACUCUGCUCCUUCAGUUGUCCUGGGUGCAGGCAGUCCUUUGCAAGUGCCUUUCCUACAGUAUUGAAUCUUCCUACUCUGCAAUCGAGAAGAGUGGGGAGAAGAUGUAGCUUUUCCUACUCUCUCUCCUCCUUCUGAAUGUAUGCUAUAAUUAGGGAUUAGAAAACCCUAAUUAAACAUUAGUACAAAAGUCACAAAUAAAGUUUAAAUUUGACUUGGCAGCCACAGGAACAGAAGGCAUGGAGCCAUUAUAUUGCCUGCGUAACUUGGAUGCACUGUUUAAGUGGCAUUUGGUGAAUGGUUUUGUCCACAAAUAAACUACUAAAGGAACUAUUGAGUCAAGGCAUGGAACAUUUUUACAGCAUGAUUAUGAAUAUAGCAAACAAAGAACUGAAGACACAGAGACAUAGAUAAAACUACAUGCAUAGUUCUUGUCCUCAGUUACUUUUCUUUAUGCUUGAACAACCUAGAAUAUUUUGUUGGUAUGUCUGUAGCCCAAUAUGGCUGCCUUUCUAAAAUCAAUUCCUGCCUUAAUAAGGUGGCAAUCCUAACCCCACUUCCCUAGGAGUAAGCACCAUUGUACAGUGGUGCCUCGCAAGACGAAAUUAAUCCGUUCCGGGAGAGUCUUCGUCUAGCGGUUUUUUCGUCUUGCGAAGCAACCCUAUUAGCGGCUUAACGGAUUAGCGCUAUUAGCGGUUUAGCGGCUAUUAAAGGCUUAAAGGCUUAGCGGAUUAGCUGCUAAAAGGCUAUUAAAGGCUAUUAAAGGCUUAGCAGGUUAGAUAAAGGGGCAAAAGCGAAAAAAAAAUCUCAAGACUUGCAAGACAUUUUCGUCUUGCGAAGCAAGCCCAUAGGGAAAUUCGUCCUGCGAAGCAACUCAAAAACGGAAAACCCUUUCGUCUAGCGGGUUUUCCGUCUUGCGAGGCAUUCGUCUUGCGGGGCACCACUGUAUUCAGUAGGACUUAGUUCACCUGGUUAGGAUUGUGCUGUAAGCUAGGAUGUGCAUGAGCUGUGGUCAUUUGCUUUUCUCUUACCUUUGUGAAAGUGAAGAAGGAAACUAGGAAACUACAAUUAGCCAUUACUUCUGGACCAGAAGUUCUGAUUAAUGGUAUCCCAAUAAACUAGGAUUUAGAAACCCACUUUAAUCAGUGAAAUGGAGAAAGUACCAUGAAGGGAACAAUUGCAGCAGUAGUAGUAUGUUUCCAGUGCAUACUAUUCUCUUAACUUUUUUUUUUGGUCUCCAGCUUUCUAGGUUGAAGCGGGAAUUAACGCAGAUGAAGCAAGAACUACAGUACAAAGAGAGAGGCGUAGAGACACUACAAGAGUGAGUUCAAUUGAAGCAGGAUGAGGUGUUUUUGCCCUAAUUCUUGCUGGUGUAGAUAGUAAAGUUAUGAAUGUUGUUCAUAAUAGUACUUUGUUGAUGUUUGUGCUUACCAACAAUUCUCCAAAUAAUUCUAACAUUUCCUGUGGGAAUGUUACAAUGAACACACAGUGUUUAAUUUGGGAAGCUCCUCCUCCUGAAUUGUUCCCUGUAGGAACCCUCCCUUUACUUGACACCUGUACUCUCUGUUCUCUGGCCAUUAUCUAGAAGGCCAGUCCCCCCUCCCCCCACCUUGAGCAUUAAAAUUGAUUUCAGUUUGUAUAUUACCAGAAAUGGGUAACUUUUCUGCUACUUGUUUGUAUAACAGGAUUGACCGUAAGAUGUCAAAUGCCCAUAUGAAUUACAAAUUGGAUGAAGCCCAAGCAAUAAUGAAUGAGCUUCGAAGCAUCAGGAAGGCUAUUUGUUUGGGUGAGAGAGAGAGGCAAGACUUGAUGCAGGUAAGAAGCUGUCAGUUACUUAUUAAUGACAUUUGUUGUCUUAUACAAGACUGGGAAUUUAUACCAAGUCAGAACACUACUUUGUGCAUACAUAGUUGGUCAGUAACGUAUUUUAUGGAAAUGUGUUUCUCAUUUUUACCAUUUAAGGAUUUACCAUGUUUUGAAAUAUGAAAGGUCCAUAGUUUGUUCCAUUUCCAUGUAAUGUAAUGUAAUGUAAUGUAAUGUAAUGUAAUGUAAUGUAAUGUAAGAUUAAUCACAUCAGUGUUUCCUCUUCAACUGACUCCUGUUCUUCAGUGUUUGUAUUGUACAGUGGUACCUCGGGUUAAAUACUUAAUUCGUUCCGGAGGUCCGUUCUUAACCUGAAACCGUUCUUAACCUGAAGCACCACUUAAGCUAAUGGGGCCUCCUGCUGCUGCCGCACCGCCGGAGCACGAUUUCUGUUCUCAUCCUGAAGCAAAGUUCUUAUCCUGAGGUACUAUUUCUGGGUUAGCAGAGUCUGUAACCUGAAGCGUAUGUAACCCGAGGUACCACUGUAUAUGGAAGUUAAAUUGGGGGGUGGGGGGUAACAAACCAGUGUUGAGAUCACACAUGCUCCUCACAGCCAGACCAAGGUCCAGUUAUAACGAAGCAAAAAACAUCCAGGAGGAAAGGCUACAGGCUUUCAGGUGCCCAGACUUUUAGUAGAAUCCCAAAAUGCACCAUUGGCUUUUCUCAGCCCUAUAUUUUGCAACAAUCGCACCUAGUAUCACUUGACACAAUGGGAAGUCAUUUAUUUAUGUAUCUAUGCUCCAUUAAAACACUCAAGGUUGCCUUCAGAGACAAUUUAAAUGGCCAGGGAUGGGGUUAUUUCCAGAAGAAGGAAAUACUUACCUUAACACCCCCUUUUUAGUUGAUGGUCUUGGAUUAGAUGAGCAUGACUCAUUUUUGUGUAGGUGUUGGAAAACUGAGCUGAUGGAAAAUGUGUUGACAGUUGGUCCAUAUAUAGGUAAAAGGACAGGAAGAGUUAGCCAGGCCUAAAUAGGGUAUGGUGACUAAAAUGAUGUUAUUGAUGUGAAAAAAUAUCAUUUUUAUAAGGAAACUUUAAAGAAGAAUUCAAAUUACUUGAGAAUUUGUUUUUGUGGCCUGUCAGGAAUCAAGUCCUCUAUAUACUCAAAUUGUUAGCAUAUGAGAUUUUAUUUUGGAAAUAUUAUAUUGUUACGGUAAAAAAAAAAGAGGAAUAGCUAGAGAGUUGCAAUAAAUGGAUGUAGCUAAACUGAACUGUAAGUAAUACUUUGCUAAAUGUUGGAUUUAUAUUGUGUUGGGAGCCUUUCAUUAGCUGCUUAGACUGGUUUUCCAGUGAAAUCAUCUUUGGGUUAACUGACAGAAUUGUUUAAUGAAUAAUCCCUUCUGUUUGCUUGACGUGACAAGGUGUCAGAACAUAAUGGGAGGGGAGAAAUACUUAGUCAGAUAACUCCCCACUAAAAGUGAAACUUAACUUACAAUAUGAAAACACCUUCCCAAUUGUCAGACCAUUUGGGGGAGGCUGAAAUGCUUUUCCUAGGAGAUACUGAAAGAAAAUAUUGGCUUUUCCAACAAAUAGUUCUAAGGUAUCUGUUGAACACUACCGCUUGCCAUUCUGAUCUGCCCUCCUGGAUGGCAGCUGCUUCAAGCUAAGAUCUGAGUUAUGUAAAGUAACACAGAUGUUUUACAGCAUUAAAAAAUUGUUCCUUAUAUAUUACUCAACGGAAUUAAAGCUCCUCAUGUACACAGUCUUGAGGACUACUUAAUACUAGCUAUUAUUUAAGUCUGUCUAGACUACAUGCAUUUUACAAUGUUUUCCUGUUGCUAUAUGCAUCACGUUAAACUUAUAUUUUUGUAUAGAUAAGCUCAUUUUAAAAAAGCUUUCUAUGCAAGUCAUGAUUCCAUUCUAUAUGAUGAUCUUUCCUGUCAUAACUAGUAACAGAAAUCCAUGGGCUAUUAGUGACUUGUUUUAAAAAGGAUGAUUAAACUACAAAUAGAUUCUUUUAUAAGAUGCUUUCCUUAAUGUUCUUUUUUUAAGAGUCUGGCCAAGCUGACAGAUGGAUUCAGGAAUAGCUGUUGUAUUACAGAAUCUCUGCAGGAUCUUCAUCAUAAUUCUAGCCCACUUAGUGACUCCAGUUUACCUCAACACUACUCUGAUGCUUGUUCUCAAACUGAUAUCAUUGGAGAGGUAUGCAAAUAUUUUUAUUUAAAUAUGUUUGCUAUGAAAAAGCCGUAACUUUUGUUGUACUGCAUAGUGACAGCGUUUAAAUAUAUUUUCCCAAUUCAGUUCAAAAGAGGAUUUAAUCAAAACACACAAUGCAUAUAAUUGCAUUAUGGGCUUUUUACCUUUUAUUGAAGCAAAAGAAUGGGGUUGAAUAAUGUCAUAUAAUAUAAUGUCAUAUAAUAUAAUAUAAAUGUAGCACUGUUCUAAACUAUACUGUUGGUUUCCACUUUAUAGGUUAGUGAGACUGUUCAGCAAAUCCAACUAAAUUGAAGAAAUCUCUUAACAUAUUGCAUUUCAUUAAGGCAUUAAACUAGAAUCUAUUUUUCUGGUUGAGAUUUGCAUUAGCUAUUUAAACCUUGCAUACAUUUUUUCACUCUACAUAGCAUAUGUAAUUUCUACCAUUUUUCUGUGUUUGUUCCAAAGUAUAUUUUCUGUCUAUCAUUUUUUCUUUGUUGCAGGAAUGGGCAACUAUCUCCAGCAUGGUAUGUAUAAUGGCUGAAUUGCUUGAUUUAAGAAGCAAUCAUAUUACGUAAGAAUUAAAUUCCCUUUGUGCUCAUAGAAUUUUGAAUCAAUCACAGAAACAAUCUUUACUUGAGAAAGGUCUAGAGCCUCAAACAAAGAAGUUAAAUAUGAAGUCUAACAAUUGCCUGUGUAGUCAUUAAUUUAAUUGAAAUUAGUGAGAAUGAGGUAUUGAGAACCAAUGUACAUUGGCAUAGGUUUGCACUCUGAGUUUCGAUAUUAUAAAGAAAAUGUCAUUCUGUAGCAAACUAUGUAUUUUUUCUAAAAGUUUAUAUGGUAUUUUAAACAUAGUUUAGCAUGAAUUCAGGGUCCUAGAUUAGAUAUAGUAAAUAACUAUAGCCAUUUAUACUUGGGAUCCAAGAUACUGUAUCAUGAACAAAAUGAUAAUAGCUUCAAAAUAGUUUUGGACUAGAUUUGGGACAGAAGUGGCUGGUACAGUGAGUCAGUGCUGUUUUGCUUAUCGGUGCAGGGUGACAAUGUUAAGGUUGGGUGCCAUGCAAGAGUGUUGAAUUGAUUCCAUUGGCGCUGCUGUGCAGCCCUGACUUUGCCACUGCCCUGCCCUGCUCUGUCCCAGUAAGCACUCCUGGUUAGGUGAUGAUGUUGAAGUUACAUUUCUCCUCACAGUGUUACUAUUUUCUAAUGCAAUGCUAAUUUUGUCAUUUUUCUUGCCUUUCAAAAGUUUGGAUUUGAUGACAAAAGACGUGCUGACAAAAUAAAAUUGAGCUGGCAAUAUGAAGAGGCCAGAAAGAAGUAAGUAUGCAUAACCUGAAAUGUUGAUCACCAGUGCUAACCAGCUGGAACUCAAUUCUGAAAUGAAUCAGUGGUCUGGCUCUCACAGGAAACUAAACUAUGGUUUAUUAAACCAUGGCUUAACGUUAAGUCGCUGGGUUACAUUCACACAUCUGUCAUUAUUAAGUUUGAUUAAAGGUUGCUCAUUAACCUAUGUUUGUUAGCUUAUAAACCUCGUUAUAAACCUCAUUUAGUUCAAAGGUCACUUAACAUGACUGAUUUCCAACACCACUUAUAGUUGCCAGGUGAUUUAGUUGACCUCUAGGUCUGAUCAUGUCAGCUAGAUAAGAGGGAGCAUCUAGAGUGGGGCAGGUUUUCAAAAGGGGCUUGAAUAUUAUCAUUAGUAGUUUCAUACACAUUGAAUAUAGAUGUAAGUCACAUCUAAAAGUUUGUGUCUGCAACUUUGUGCCUAAGUAUAAGAAUAGUUGUUUAAUGAAAUGUGCAGUUAGUGUUUCCCAUCAAGGAUUGGCAAAUCAGAGAAGCACUGCAUGUUUUUUAAUGAUUUAACACAGUAGACUAACACAGGACAAAAGGAAUUGUCUUGACAUCACCUGUUGCUGAAAUAGAUGUGGAGCCAGUUAGUUUCCUUGGGCAGGAGAUCACAGGAAACACCAUGUAAAAGUGGGAAACACCUCUAAAAAUUAGACCAAGAUCAUUUAUUGUAGGCAUGCAAUAAAAUAAUAAUUGGAAUUAGUACAUAAAUCUCUCCUUUUCAGAAAAGCUGUAGCUUUUUGUAUCAAAUAUAUAGUAAUUGUAUUUAAAACCAUGUUUAGGUAAGAACUCAGAGCACAUUUGCUUCUACCAGUUAUCUCUGUGGUCACAUUCUUCAUUUAUCAUGCAUUCCUUCCCCUUAGCUUGCUGGCAUUUCUGUACGGCUUUUGUCUCCACAAAAUAUUUCUGUGUUCAACCUCACUUUGCUAAUGAAACAUCUAUUGCAGCUACACAGUGUGGGUGUAGGAAUGUGCUGCGUUUGGUUUAAAUCUACAAGCUACUAAAUUAACAUGUUGCAGUACAUUAAAAAUACUUUUGUCAGGCUCCUGUUUAUCCAAAGUGAUGAGAAAGCAAAGUAUAUGUGUCGCCAUUGGAGUUGAGAAAAUUCUUCCACAAAAUAGAAAUUUGUGUGUGUGUGCUUUUUCAUUAGAGACCAUGCUAAGAAUUCAUGCAGUAUUUAUUGUCCUUUACUGUAAGCAAUGUCAAGGAAUCUAAAAUAAUAGACUUAAUCAUUUAGUAUACCAAGGAUAAAGUUUUUUUCCUGUAGUAGAUAGUAAGCUGUUUGGACAUUGUGCGUUUUCUUAGGUGUUCUGUCCCAUGGUCAUUUUAGCAGUUCUAAACAAAUGCAUUUAUUUAUUUAUUACAGCAAAUAUUAUUAAUUUGAAUGAAGUCCUGAUGUAUUUAACUGAGGUGGUAGUCUUGAAACUAAAUUUUACUUUUUUUUGUUUUGAGUUCAAAAUUGUGUUACAUUUCAUUUUCCAUUUUGGGAUGUAGUUAGUCUUCAGACAACUUUCCUGAUGGAAAAUGUCACUCAGGAUAAUAGAAAUUCAAUAUCGGUGUUUUCCCUCUUUUCCCCCCUGCACCAUGAUAGUACAAAUUCAUGUUCGCAAGUCUUUUUCUUGGGAUGUGUAACAAAUAUUUUUGUGGAUGAUAGAUGCAAACAUUUCCCCUGAUUUUACAUUUCUUUCUGCCAAUAUAAUAACAUUUUUUAGAAGAUUCCAAAGUAAGAAUAUUUUUAUGAACACGUACGGUAUUAAAAGACAAAGAGCCUACUGCAAAGAAGUGGAAUUUGCAGUAAUUCAUACUUUUGAAGCUGCUUUGGAAGGAUUGUAAUAGUAAAAUUAUGAGAGUGCUUUUUAACCAGGAGCACCUAAUGCAUACAAGUAUAUGGAACAGUAUUCUACAAGCUUAUCCUGGGUUUUCCAGAAGCUUAUGAUAGCAGAUGAUACAUGUGUGGUGUAUAUUUUAAGGGCUUUCAUAACUAUACUGUAGAGAUUUUCCUUGCUUUUUCUUCUUCAGUAAGUUAGUAAUUUCUUGGUGGUCCUUUGUAAUGAAGGGUUUUCAGUAUCCAGCAACAGUUGGCUCUGCAUGAUCAUGAGUCUUGGCCAGGGAUGGUAGAAGCGGACAGAGACCAUCUUCAGCUCAUCAAAGAGAAAGAAGCUCUCCUACAAGAACUGCAGGUCAUAAGCCAGCAGCAGAGGUCCCCGGAAGACAUGGAUCGUUUAGAGGAGGAAAAGAGGAGGUUGGAGGAUGAAAUCCAGCAGGCUCGGGCCACUUCUUCUCAUGGUGCAGCCGAAAGGUUUAAGGAUUCAAUUAUUUUGUUAGAUGCUAUGGGGUAUAUAACAGACACACUGGGAUAGUAAUGAAGUUAGGAGGCUAUACUAAAAUAGUGGAUACUUGUACUUCUUAACAAAUCCUACUUAGCUCUUAUUUACUAUGCCACAUUUUCCUAAGUCUCCAGAACUGGUUUAACUAACUGACACAGUACCAGUCUAAUUCAACUAUGCAGGGAUGUGGUUGGUGCUGUGGGUUAAACCACAGAGCCUAGGACUUGCCGAUCAGAAGGUCGGCGGUUCGAAUCCCCAUGACGGGGUGAGCUCUCAUUGCUCGGUCCCUGCUCCUGUCAACCUAGCAGUUUGAAAGCAUGUCAUAGUGCAAGUAGAUAAAUAGGUACCACUCCAGCGGGAAGGUAAACAGCGUGUCCAUGUGCUGCUCUGGUUUGCCAGAAGUGGCUUAGUCAUGCUGGCCACAUGACCCGGAAGCUGUCUGCGGACAAACGCCGGCUCCCUCGGCCUAUAGAGCGAGAUGAGCACGCAACCCCAGAGUCUGUCACGACUGGACCUAAUGGUCAGGGGUCCCUUUACCUUUAAUUCAACUAUAGAGGUAAAUACUACGUGAGUAAUACCAGUUGCAGUUAUUGUUUGCUUGCCUGCUAGUAUUUUAUCUGUCAAGCUAAUAUUUUAUCUGUCACUAAAUAGAACUUGGUUUUUUUAUUUUUACUGUCAUUGCAAAGUAAAAAUACUAGUUUAUUCUAUUAUAGGAUACUGUUACAAGAAAAGAAGAACUGUCUGCUUAUGCAGUUGGAAGAAGCAACUCGUUUAACAUCCUAUUUAUGCUCGCAGUUGAAGAGGUUAGUUCUUCAGAGAAAUUGAUUCUUGUGUUUAUGGCAAAUCAUGACAGUUGGCUUUCCAAAAAAGUAAAAUUGACCUAGAUAUAGUCUCAUAGUCUCAUACUAUAAAUGAGACUGAACAGGUUACCUUUACCUUUAGCUAUAUAUUGCUAGCAUAUUGCUUCAUGGCCAUUUCAGUAGAUUAGGAAUAUUAUUUUAUUUUUAACUCCAAAAAUCCAGAAAGCACUCUUAAGUUUCAAAAUACAGAUUGACAUAGUAAUGAUACAAACUUGGUAGGCUGUUGGCCAAUUUUCUAAAUCUUGAGGGUUAGCUGUAUAUUUGAUUAGAAGACGACGAUGACUGAUGAUUAUAUGUAACUGAUUAAUAUUUCCCAUCUGCCAAUUAAUUAAAUCAAAAGCAAUAAUAUUUUUUUCCUAUUGUAAGCAUUUAUUAAGAAAUACAGGUGUUCAAUUUUGGACCAGACUUUACUUAGUUACAGACUUUGAAACUUAAAAAAGACUGAAUUUCUUGUGGGAAAUUGAUGACAGAUAUUGGAAGUACUGGAUAAGUUCUGGUAACUUUUUAUAACAGAGAUCCUGUUAAGAAACCAAUCUGAGAGUAACAGAAAGUGAAGAAAUGAAUACAUUUGAAAAUAAAUCUGAGAAAACAAUACGGAUUCCAUUGACUCAGUUUGCAUGUAAAAUCAAACUUUAGGCUUAUAUUUUCAAUCCUACUCUAAGACACUCUACUUCUUUCAGCUUGGAACUACUGAACUUAGUCAUUCUAUUCAAAUUGGGACGCUUGGUUUUCACUUGCCAUGCAACUAGCAUGUCAAGCAGGAAAAAUGUAUAUGGGGGUGGGGGGGGAGGGCUCAAACACAAACCAUAGGCUGCUAUUGCAGAUGUAAUGGCAAAGGAUGGCUUGCUACGAAAGAGAGGUGUGGGAGGCCAGGAACAAAGGAGCUUGUGUACCAAGGGCUGUCUGAACCAACCCAUUGUGUUUAGCAUUUGUUCAGACAUUUACAAAUGCAUUUUUGUCUUCUAGCUUGUCUGCUAGCACUCUAACAAUAUCAUCUGGAAGUAGUCGGGGGUCAUUGGCAUCCAGCCGUGGAUCUUUGGCGUCCAGCAGGGGCUCUCUCAGUUCUGUCAGCUUCACAGACAUCUAUGGUGUUCCUCAAUAUGAGAAAUCGGACAGUGCUACAGAGUAUGGGCAGCUUAUGCGAUAUGACCCAGUUCCUGUUGAUUCUCACAGUAAAGAUGUACAGUAUAUUGAAACUGUUGGACAUUAUAGCUGCAGUAAGCAAAGGAGAUCAUUGGACACGCCUUUAUCUUUAGCAUCUCUGUCCUCACGGUCUUCUCUGUCCUCACUAUCGCCACCAAGUUCCCCCCUGGAUACCCCCUUCCUACCUCCUUCUCGGGAUUCUCCAUUGGCCCAGCGGUCAGAAGGAUAUGAGGAAAUGAUGGGAACAGGUGCCUUAGAAAUGCUCAGAGCUCAGGCCUCUAUUUUGGGUGAAGACAAAGCACAAGAAACUGUUUCAUCCAAGGCUCUUGAAUAUUCUACAGGCAGUGAAGGACUUCGAGAUGCAGGACUGCAACUGACAAAUGUUCCAACCUCUGGAGGUAGGUUUUUGGCUUUCACCAUUUUGUUUUGUUGAUUCUCAAAACCCUAAAAUGCAUGAUAUACUUAUGCCAUAAGUGAGUUUUGUAAGUUUAAAUAACUGCAGUGGCAGGAAUUAAUGAAACUAAGUUGCCUAGGUGGUUUGUGAAUUUAUUUAUACAGCAAUCUCAAAACUGCCCUUUGUUUUGCUGUAACUAAUUUGUGUUUUUCUCUAUGAAUAUGGAAAAAAGUAUUAGUGAAAUCUGAUCAGUUAGUGUUCCUGCUAUAAAGCUUGUUAAUUAACGUGGAAUUACGGUAAUAAGUUUGGAGGAAGGCAAAUUGUUGUUGCUUGGUCUUCACAGCAGCAUUUUUUUUACUCCAUGGUGCCUUGUUAUGAAUUUGACAGUUUCAAAUCUUCCGGAUUCAUGUACUGGAAGAGAGGACCACAAGUGGGCUGGCCAUGAUGCAGAAUACCUACCAAAGUCAUCCUCGAAAAACUUCUGUCAUGUCUUGUCUUUCAGAUCUUGAAAGAAUGGUUUUUCAAAGUGUUUUUCAUGUAAUUAGGGUCUUUCUUCUUCACAACAAAGUGAAUAGCAGCCCAAAUCCAAAUAAAAUUAAAGCUGUGUUUGACUGACCAGGGUUGAGUGCAGUAUUUCUUUGCAUGCUGGUACAGUGGUGCCUCGCAAGACGAAAUUAAUCCGUUCCGCGAGUCUCUUUGUCUUGCGGUUUUUUCGUCUUGCGAAGCACGGCUAUUAGCGGCUUAGCGGCUAUUAGCGGCUUAGCGGCUUUAAGAAAAAGGAAACAAACUCGCAAGAACUCUCAAGCCCAUAGGGAAAUUCGUCUUGUGGAACGACUCAAAAAACGCAAAACCCUUUCGUCUAGCGAGUUUUUCGUCUUGCGAGGCAUUCGUCUUGCAGGGCACCACUGUAUUAGCACAAAAAUUGGGCUUUUUAUAAUAGUGUUCAAUUAGAAACCUUUCUGCAAGUGGAAACUUUGCUUACCAGGUUAUUUCAAUACACAUAGUUUUCAAGUGCAUUCAACUGAAUACAGUGGUACCUCGGGUUACGUACUUAAUUUGUUCCGGAGGUCUGUUUUUAACCUGAAACUGUUCUUAACCUGAAGCACCACUUUAGCUAAUGGGGCCUCCUGCUGCUGCCGCGUCGCCAGAGCACGAUUUCUGUUCUCAUCCUGAAGCAAAGUUCUUAACCCAAGGUACUAUUUCUGGGUUAGCGGAGUCUGUAACCUGAAGUGUAUGUAACCCGAGGUACCACUGUACUUUCUAAAAUCUCUUCAAGUCUUGCCUGUUGUAGGUCUUCCCUAUAUUCUUUUCAAUAUUGCAUUAUUUAUAGAACUGAAAAAAUUGUAUGUAAUAAAUGCAGAGCCUAAUAUUUCCACAUGAGUACAUGUGGAAUACAUGUGGAUUUUCCUCCUCAGUUCCAAGUCUGCAUUCUUGUGAUAGCCAUCUUUGAUUCCAAGUCUUCUGGGCACAUCCAGGCUAUUGCCUCUUCCAUGACCUUCGCUGCUGCAUCUCAUAGUAAAAACAUUUCACACAUGCUGGUGAACUAUCAUCCUGAUUCAUCCUUUUGUGGUCCACUUUAAACACCCAAUCCUAUUUUCUAGUUCUAUUUUAUCAUAAUAUUUUUUUAAGUUACCUUUUCCCCCCAUGUACCUUAAGUACUUUGUAUACAUUGGAUUCCCCUCAGUUAUCAUUGUUUACUGAGUUUUCUAAGUUAAACGUACAUGCACAUCUACAUAGUAUCAUUCCAAUCGAAAACGGCAAAUUAAGGAUUAACAAUACAACUUGGCGCAUGUCUAACAUGCAUAUAGUCAGGUCAGAGCAUGUAGUCAACAUAUAGUCCUCCUUCCUGAACCAGUCUCCAUCCAUAAAUCAUGAAAUUCAAAACCAGAUAUACCAUGGUAGUGAAUUCUUCCAUAAUGUUUUUUGGUUGACUAUUCCACCUUGUUUAAUGCUUGACUAUUCCACCUUGUCAAGCCACUAGUGUUAUAAGGUGGCUCCAUUUAGCUAUAAAGUAUCUUCCUGUUUUGCUCCCCUCAGUUCUCAAUUCUUAUGCUUUAGCUUUUCUGCUAGAGCUAUGAUCCACACUUUAGGCUACCAGUUCUUCAGCAUAAAUAGUGACAUACAUUCUGAAGGUUGUCCAGUCAAAUUAGUCUCUCUAUUGACACAGAUGCAUUCAAAGAAUGUCAGGCUUCUGGGGACUUCCUCCAGCCUCAUCAGGUUUUGGCCAAAUGUUUAAAUUUGCUGCAGCCAGUUAGCUUAUAUUGCAUUUAAUCUGGCCAUAAACUGCUCUUGGACAAUAUAUGUCCAUUUUCCAAAAAAGCCCCUCAUAUCCUGUAUUCCCCUUUGGUUUCUUUUUCCUGUGCUGCCCACACUUGUCCACACCUGGGGCUGGUCUAGGAAAGGUAAGAGUGGAGUUACUGAAAUACGUAGCCAUUCCCCCCAAAAAAACUUUGACCACAAAAAAAGGGUUCUCUAUUUGCCGCAGCCUUCCUGUAGCGUUCCCCCCACCCCCGAAAAAGAGAGACCUACAUGAUGAUGCCGGGAUGUGGGUGGCGCUGUGGGUUAAACCACAGAGCCUAGGACUUGCUAAUCAGAAGGUCGGCGGUUCGAAUCCCCACGAUGGGGUGAGCUCCCGUUGCUCUGUCCCUGCUCCUGCCAACCUAGCAGUUCGAAAGCACGUCAAAGUCCAAGUAGAUAAAUAGGUACUGCUCUGUCGGGAAGGUAAACGGCGUUUCCGUGUGCUGCUCUGGUUCGCCAGAAGCGGCUUAGUCAUGCUGGCCACUGGCUCCCUUGGCCAAUAAAGCAAGAUGAGCGCCGCAACCCCAGAGUCGGUCACGACUGGACCUCAUGGUCAGGGGUCCCCUUUACCUUUUUACCUUUAUAUGAUGCUGCCAGUAGUGAUCCAAUUUAAUAGCUGUCUAAUCCACCUUUAUUAUUUGUACGACAAAUUGUUUAACUUGGCAUGUUUCAUAGUGCAGUCUGAGAUUAAGGGCUCCCAGGACCCCUCUUUUUAUACUAGUAAAGUGUUGUUCGGUUCACUUGGGAUUUUUUACUACCAUUCAAAAGUUUUUGCCAACAAUGGAUGGAAAUGUCAGGAAGAGGAAGUGCAACAAAAGGAACAUUUUUAUUGCUGCUACGUGGCCUAGCCAAGUAAGGUUUAGUUUAUUACAGGAGUUCACUUUCUGCAGGCCAAGCAAAGUUAGGAAUCUUACUCCAGCACAGAUUUAUGCAGCCCCUAAAGCAUCUAGAAUUGACACCUUGCUGUGCAAAAAGGCUGCAUUUGAUAAGGUAAAGAGCAUGAAACAGAGCAGCAUUCUUGCUUGGUGGCAAGCCAUAGGCUUGUUUGUUUGUUUGUUUGUUUUGGUAUUGUUUUUACCCUGGACUGUUAAGAUCCAAAUAACAAGCUUUGGAAAGCAUUAUUGAAUUUAAACUUCCCACCCCAAUACCGUCUAUUUUCUUGAAUCACAGUUUCAGUUUGUUCUUAAAUAAUGGUUCAUUUUUUUACAAAAAAUUACAGGUUUGUUCAACUGAUUUCACUAUUUACUUAAAUUAUUCUUGUAUUUUGUUUCUCACGUGGCACAACAGAAAAAUUUGCUGUAAGUGAACUUAGAAUUUCUUCUUGUGGUGGGUUUUUUUCCUUCCUGCCUGUAAAGCCCAGUUUGUGUGUUGUUUGUUUGUUUGUUUUUGUUCUGUAUUGUAUGCAUGUUGGGAGGGUGGAAUAUGCGCUCCUUGAUUUCAUCCAAAAAAAUUCAUAUUUAUAACCAUUAUAGCCCAUUCAUGUUGCUGCAGUAUUAACUGAAUUAUUUUCUAUUUAAUAGCCCCUGUUGACUACUGUAAUAAUGUUCUGUGUCUGCAGCUUAAAUUGCUGUCUUCAACAUGCCUGGUAAAUUGUGGGUGAGGAUUUACUAUUUCCUUAUUUUUGGAAGGAUUUUUUAAAAACUGCCAUCAAAGUAUUUUAAACCCAAAAAAUAGCAAUACUUUAAAAGCUAUUAAAGUAACCACACAUUCUUACUACUUGGUGAAUCUCUUUCUACAGUUUUAGUAACUAAAAUUACUUAACUUGAUGGUAGUUUUUCUGUCCACUAACUAAUGUCUCAGGCUUCAUGAUAAUUAAACCAAAUUACUCUAUAUGACAUGUCACAACUGGUCGUGGGUAUAUCUUUAUACAAGGACUUCAGAUCACUGAACUGUCAAAUUAAGUUCCUAUUACUAUAUACUAUAAUUACUAUAUACUAUAAUAUGUUAAGCGACGUGGGUGGUGCUUUGAUCUAAACCACUGAGCCUCUAGGGCUUGCCGAUCAGAAGGUCGGCAGUUCGAAUCCCUGUGACGGGGUGAGCUCCCGUUGCUCGGUCCCAGCUCCUGCCCACCUAGCAGUUCGAAAGCACGUCAAAGUGCAAGUAGAUAAAUAGGUAUCACUCUGGUGGGAAGGUAAAUGGCGUUUCCAUGUGCUGCUCUGGUUCGCCAGAUGCGGCUUAGUCAUGCUGGCCACAUGACCCGGAAAAACUGUCUGUGGACAAACAUCGGCUCCCUCGGCCCGUAAAGCGAAAUGAGCGCCGCAACCCCAGAGUUGUCUGUGACUGGACUUAACUGUCAGACUUUACCUUUACCUUUUUAUAAUAUGCUAAAUUUCAGAGGUUUUGUCUGCCUGCUGCAUGAUAUUUCAAAUCUUGUGCCCUUUUUUUUGGUUAAGCUGUGUUUCUGCUAAUACUUAGUAAAAGGCAUGCUGAUAGGUAGCACCUACUUUAAUUUUAGUGGCAUUGUCUUGUUAAUCCAUUUAAAGCACCAGGCAAAAUAACUUCAACUGAAACAUUUAUAACAUGUUUGCAACAUUUUCAUAUUGCAUCUUGAUUCUUUAUUAUUAUUUUUUACUGUUAUAUAGCACAGUAUAUCUUUUUCUUUUUUCUUUUUGGUGAUCUCCAAGGUACAGUAGUCAGUGAAAGAGUCUUUUAGUCUGCCAGAUUUUUGUGGCUACACAGGCGCUUCUUCUUUGUUCAUUACAAUUUUGUAAAAAUUAUAUAGAUUUGCAGAACUUUAUUACCAUAUAGGAAAGAUAAAUUCAGGUAGUGAAGCUCUCCUCGGCUCCUUUGAACUUUGCAAAGAUUGGAAAAAUCAGAUUUGUUCUUUCCUCUGGUGGGUUGGAGUGAGUCCAUGCAACAUAAUGUUCUCCAUUGUCAAGGCAGUUCACCAGGAAACUGAUCAAAAGGGGAACUGUGUUUCCAGGUUCAAAAAUGCUGCUAACCUUAAUAGUGUAGAUUAAUUGUAAAGUAUUGCAAGCAUAAGAGAAAUUACUAGGGCUUGUUAGUCUACUAGGAUCAUGUGGUGGGACAUAAAUAUAACACUUACUGGGAAAAUAAUAAAAGAUGCAGCAAAGGACAUUUAUUGUUUUGAUUUGUUGAUACUUCCCCCUUGAUUCCUUGGGUGCUGCAUUUUACUCCUCCUUGCAACUAUUUUAAAUGGAAUAUUGCAGAGCAGGUUUCCCAUGGUCCACUAAGACUGCACUUACUUGUGCUGCACACAAUUGAGUAAAUACAUACAUCAGAUACAUAGUAUAUUCUCUUGCCACACAUAACUGACGUAUACCAACUAGCCUCAUAGACUAGUUGCUUAGUGGUAGGUUAUUUACAGCCCAUAAACUAGUAAUCUCACAUAGAACUCUGAUGUCUAAAUUUCAUGUGUAUCUUAAAUGAAUAUGUUAAUCAGCGCAGAUACAAGCCAAGCUAUGUGUAGUCAGCUAUAUACAUCUCAAGGUAUUAUUUGGAACACAUUUGCAUGUAUAUAAAAUUCAAUGAUGGUACUGGAGCUUCUACUUUUUGCUGAGGGCAUGGUCUUGAGGGCACAUGUUGCAACUAGUCCCAAAAAUGGUGACCACCUGGCAACCCUACAGAUCUACCUUGAGGGUCACCGUUGAAGGAAGGCGUGGCAUAAGUGUACUAAACAACUGCAUAAAACAAAUGUCCACCUUUUGGGCUGCUUUCCUACUUUUCUGACUUUUGAGAAAAAUAAAUUGUCUCUAUUUGUACGUAUCCUGUCUUAAGUGAACAUUUUUGUAGUUUCCAUUUGAAAAAUCAACUCCUCGUGUAUCUUGCCUGUUGUGCACGUAUAAUUGCUUAUAGUCCUUUAUGUCUGCAAAGCUGUUAUGGUACUGCUGUUCAUAUAUGUUGAGUUCCAAGUAAAAAUGAAGUGUAACUGUGUAUUUGUUUGCUUUUGCUCCAGUCCUAUUCCCCCCUUCCCCGCUUUAUUUGUUUUUAAAAGUCUAUUUUGGACUUGGAAGUAUAUACUAGGUCGAUUCCUACCUUAAGUUGCUUGCACUUAGCUUUCAUGAAAACCAAUGGGAUAAAUUAGUCACGACUUGCCUUAAAUCUCUCUUAUUUCAGUAGGAACUAAAUCCAGUUUACUUAAUCUGGAUCAAACCCAUGGUUUAUAGGUUCCAUUAGUAAGCAUGAACGUACAUAGCAAUUACGGUAUGAUUUAUAUUCACAGAACCUUCAAAAUAAACCCUGCACUAUGCAAGUAUUUAAAUACCCAUUUAAUUUAUGAUUGAUCUACAGCACAUCCAUAGCCAUGGUAUGGCUUGAAGGCCACAGUUAAUAUCAGUGAAUUACACCAAUGAAAAUGGAACAUAUUCUUCUGGUUUUCGCAACAUUGUCUCUUAACUGUCUGCUCAUUUUUUCAAUAAACUGCAUGAACAGUAUUGUCUUUGCCUCGUCACAAAAGAAGCAAGUGACACAAUCUAGACAUAAAUGAGAAUGUAUUUAACGAUCAGCUAAAAUGAAUGAGACUUCAGUGUUAACUUGUGUUAGUUCAGGCCAAGAAGUGCCUUCUGUUUCUUAAGGGCCCUUUCUUAAAACUUGAAUAAACCAUGGUGCCUUAGUGAUAUAUAAAAAUUUUGUAUGGAUUGAGCUUUGCUUUUUUCAAAAUAAUCAUAAUCAUGUAUGAAUGAACUUUGUCUUUGCUGUUUUCCCAUGUUGUAGCUGUGACCCUACGUGAAGAUAGUGCUAGAAGGUCAGAGAGGAGAGCCAGGCGAGUCUCAGCAUGUCUGUCCAAUUAUUCACUGGCUAGUGACAGUGGCGUGUUUGAAGCUUUAAGCAAAAGGUCAGGUUGUAUAAAUGUGUUGUAAAUUGGAACUGUGCUUAACAUCCUUCCCUUAAAAAGCAACAAAAAACACUUGGUAAAAAGUCUUAUUUAUAUAUACACUACUAACUAAUGGCUAAUUCUUUAAAACAUUUUAGUUAGGUAGAUUUUUUACCUGGUUCUCUGGCUGCUUGAUGACUAUUGUGCUCUUUCUUUCUUUCCUUGCUUAAUAACAGUUUAGGGUCUUGCAAACUCCCCCCCCCCCCAAGCUAGUUAAGAUAUGUUUGGGAUUGGGCUCCUUUGGGAAGGAAGGGGUGAGGGGAAUAAAUCAAAUAAAUGCUUUUAAUUUGAAUAACAUGGAUGAUAUACACAACGCUUCUGCUAGGUUGCUCCAUGGGAAGGAGGAUAAGACAAUCACAUCAUAUUGCACCAUUCUUCACUAGUUCCGCUGGUUCCUGUUGUGUUUCAAGGUCCAAUUCAAAGUGCUAGUUUUAGCCUUUAAAACACUAAACAGUUAUUUGAAGGACCACCUGCGCUCAUAUGAACUUGCUUGGGCAUAGAUUCAUGCCUUGUAUGCCUGCCUGUGAAGGCAGUUCAUUUGUCAGGCAUGAGUAGCAGGGCCUUUUCAGUGGUGGCUCCCAGAGGACAGAACACCCUCCUUCAGAGGUGUGCAAGGCCUCUUUGCUGCAGAUUUUAAAACAGGUUUUAAACACCACCUGUUUUUGAACCACCCUUUUAAAACAAAGGCCUCUCUGUUAGUUUUAGUAUCUGUCUAUGAUACUUGUUUCAAUAACUGCUAAUGUUGGUGCCUUUAUCUGUUUUGGCUAUUCACGUGUUACUCAUGAGUAGGGAUUGACUGUGUUUACUUGUAGGCCUUUCCCAGCCCUACUUGGAAUUGCCGAGAAUUGAACCUGGUACAUCCUGCAUGUAAAACAUGAGCUAUACCAUUAAACUAAAACCCCUUUUCUGAAGGGCUCAAAAUAUCCCAGGCAGCUAGAAAUUUGGUGAUGGCUAAAAAACUGUCCAGGUUUGCAUGUCUGAGAAUAAAAUUAUAGUUCAUUCUUUUUUAAGGUGAAUAGCAACAUAUGAUAAUAGGAAGUAAAUAUUUAAUUCAUUCCUUUUCGGCAAUAUAACAUAAGAUGUAUGCUUGUAGCCAUCUCUCGUUAACAUGCAGUGGUUCCCAUAGAGUUCAAUAAUGCCAAUAAAUCUUACUUUUGAUGGAAGUUCAUAAUCUAAAUAAAGAAGUUUAAUAAGCAGUAGGUAAAAUGUGCAUUGUUCAUACAGAGUAGCUCAGGUCAUUUGUGGUAAUGAAAAUACAGCUCUACUGCUAGUUUUUAAAUUGCUUUUUCUCUUACCACAUAGGAAUGAGGAUAUUGAAGAAUCACUUUACAGUGAUGCUGUCAGCAAUGAAGAGCCCAAAAUGCAAGUUGGAUUUCUGUAAGUCUUUUCUUUUCUUUUCUUUUCUUUUCUUUUCUUUUCUUUUCUUUUCUUUUCUUUUCUUUUCUUUUCUUUGGUAAAUAUUCCUUGUUAAAAUGCAAGUGUAUGCCAGGUGUGCAGCGUCCUUAAUGGUUAAAUAAUUUUGAACUUUUGGAGCACAGCUAAGCUGCGGCAGAUCAUCAUUUCAAAGAGAGAAUACUCCAAAAGUGAGGAGAAAAUUACCAGAUCAUGUUUGGUAAGGUGUGGUAUUCCAGUUCUUCUCUACUAGGGUUGGGCGAUACCAGCUUUUCAACAUUGCAAUGUAUCACUAGCUAAACAUCGCUAGUGUUGAAAAGGAAGGCUAUCGGCAUUUCUAAGCGGUAUACAUAGAAACAAACUAUGCACAAAAUGAAAACAAUAAAACAAAACAAUUCCCCCCCCCCCAAAAAAACCCUGCUGGAACAAGAAAGCCUUAAUUACGUGCCUGAAUUUCAGUUAGGGUGGUGCCAAUCUAAUCACAUUUGGGAAAGAGUUCUACAGGCUUGGGCCCACAGCUUCUAGCAGUUCCAAGCUGUUUAUCUGAGCCAUGGGGAACCACCAACAGAAUACUCCUGAGAUCUCAGUGUUUGGGUCACAAGAUAAGGAAUCAGGCAGUCCUUAAGAUAUGCAAUAAGCACAUGCACCUAAUAAGUUUAUUGAGAGGUGGGUUUUAUACAUAAAUGACUGGAAUUUCAAGUUUCAAGAGACCUAUGUGCAAUUUUAUUUAUGGUAAGAUGUGAGCAAUAUUUUCUUGAUCUUCAUGUCUUUGUUGUAUGUGCUCUGGGAUGUGAUAACGGAAUGGAAUGUUGUGUUUUUUGUCAUCUUCCUUAGUUUUUAUUACUAAGUAUGGUUCUGUCAGUAAUUCACUAUGAUACAGUCAUAUAGUAUGUUUUUAUUGUCAUUUUUGUAUUUUAUUUUAUUUAAAAAAAGAAGAAGCUUCCAGGGUUUCUGGCAGAUAAAAAUAGUCAUUUGUGCUACAUGUGUGAUUCUGCAUGUUUUGUCUUUGUAUCCUAUAGACCACACAAUUGGUCACCAAUUAAUUGAGAACUUCUUUUUCAGGCAUGACAGUGCGACUGAGUGUCUCCUGGUCCAUGUGUUGCAGCUCAAGAACUUCACAGGCUUUGCUGUGAAAGAAGGCUGUAAAAUGUAAGUUGAAAUACCUACAUUGGCCCGAUUUCUUGCUUUCCAUUCCUUCAAGCGUCAGAAUACGACGCAUCUGUCUUACUUGGGGUUUAGAAUAGAAUGUGAUCCAUUUACUUCACAAUGAACUCCAGAAAACUUACGAAAAACAAUGUUAAUAUAUUUAUUUUUAAUUAAAGACAUUUAUAAACUACCAUUUUGUCCCAUUAUAGAGCAGCCAAAGCAGCUCUCACAACAUGAUUUUAAAAAAGAAAGAAAGAAGAAACACUACAAAGCAGUAAAAUAUACAGACUCAAAAAGUAAAACAUGCUGAUAUUAUUAAUCAAAUAACAAAAGUUUAUGUUUAUGUCACAAUGAAUCAGUAGAGGGGGCGGAAUCAGCGAUUGGCAUGGCCAGGCAUCUGUUAAGCGAUGUCAGAGUUUCACCUUGGUGAAUCUAAAAUGGCAGAACAGAGGCAAGAACCAGCUGGGAUUUCAUAAUAAAUGCUGCCGCUGGAUAAAAUAUUUGUGGGGAUGGGGAGACUGAGGUUAGUGGCUGACGGUGGCUGCAAGCAGUCACACUGUACUGGGAAUCUGAUGUGGGGGCAGCUGCAUCAGCCAUAGGCAGGAGAUUGUGCCAGGAUGGUGCAGUUGCCCAUUUGUGGCACCAUGCCGAGGGCACACUCACUGGCGCAGGCCUUGCAGUGUUAAGGAUAUUUGAUAAGCAAUGACAGUCCCAGAUAAAUGUCCACAAACGCAGGGAAACUGGGAAAUGCUGAUAUAUAUCUAUAGAAUAUUCACCAGCAUUCCCUUGUGAAUGCUUAGGAAGUCUAUGCUUUUGAACCUUCAUAAAAUUCAUUUUAGUAUUCACAUGUAUUCGGCAAAUUUGAGAUACUUGCUGUAACACACGCACAGGUUUACAGAGUUUUUCAGUCUGUUGUAAGUUAACCUACUAAUAGUAUAAUGAUCAGGGAUGGAAAAAUGAAAAUUAUGUUUCGUCCAAUUUUAUUUAGGAAGUUAAAAUGAUAUCUUACUGCUUCUGUUUACCUGCUAUGACUUUUAUUUUGCCUGUUCUCAGACAUGUGAGGAUAUACUUACCAUCUCUUGAGUCGGGCACAUCAACCACUUACUGCUCCAGAGCUUUGGAAUUCCAAACUCCCUUAGUGUUGAAUGAAGUCUUCCAGAUUCCUGUACAUUCAAAUAUUUUGAAGCUGAAAUCACUACAGCUUUAUAUCUGUUCAGUUGGCCAUCACCAGCAAGAAGAAUUGUUGGUAAGGGGUGCCUUUUUUGUAAAAACAAACAAACAGGUGUUACGAGUUCCUUUACAUUGGUCUGGUCCCCGCAUAACACUAAGCCUAACAAACUAUGGCUUAGUUGAAUGAGCAAGUGUGCUGCUGGAAACUUCACCCGGGCUUGUGGUUUAUUCUCACAGCAGUAGGACUGAGGGAGAAGUGAACUGGGCACAGUUUUCUAAAUGUGCACCAGAACACUUAAUUGUUCAUUCUAAGCCAUAGUUUGCUUAGCUUUACAUGAAAACUGAACUAUUGUAAAUGAAAAAAAUGGUUUCAGUUUCCUCAUAUCCCUGUGUUCAAAGGUGUCUCAGAUUUAAUCUAAUCAUCAAGAUAAUUCCCUUUUUGUGGAUGAUAGGUUUGUGAUGUCAUUGGUUUAGGCUAUGAUGGAUGUUCAUUUACAAUACUCAGCCUGUUAAAACAAAAUCUGGUUUAUAGUCAUACCACUGGCUAAUAAAAGUUCCACAUUGUAUUACUGUUUCUUAAACUGAUUCAGCUCUCUUGUUGGAAAUACAAAAUAGCUCCUCUUUUUCCCUAUACAUGAAUAUUUAUCAAACAUCAUGCCUAACAACAUUUAAGUUGCCUUAACCGUGGUUUGGCUUCCAGUCUGGAGUGAGCUAGUGGCUGCAGGAUUGCAUGGUCACAUUUCUGGUUUUUAAGGUGUUCCUCCCUGAAAUAUUACAAUACUUCAUUGGUCUUUUUUAGGCCUAAUGCUAAACUUUGCAUUAAGAAAGAGCCCCCUGCUGGUUUACUGACAGGAAACAUUCAGCUUAGAAGUAGAUGUUAGUGAAACUACUCCCCCCACCUCCUUUUUUCUCCCACAUGCUUGGGAGACAGUCUAUCAAACAAUAGCAAGUAUAUUUACUUAAACCCUCUCUCAAUAUGUAAAGCCCCAAGCCUUUCACAGGUCAUGAACACAGUAUCCACAUUUUAGGACAUUCCUGUUCUCUCUUAGAACAUAUCAGAGUAUAUUGUAUGCAAAGGGACAUAGAUUCAUAGAGUUGUAGAGUUGGAAGGGACCCUGAGGAUCAUCUAGUCCAGGCAUGGCCAAACUUGGCCCUCCAGUUGUUUUGGGACUACAACUCCCAUCAUCCCUAGCUAGCAGGACCAGUGGGCAGGGGUGAUGGGAAUUGUAGUCCCAAAACAGCUGGAGGGCCAAGUUUGGCCACGCCUGAUCUAGUCCAACCCCCUGCAGUACAGGAAUAUGAAGCUAUCCCAUACAGGGGUCAAACAUGCAACCUUGGCGUUAUUACUCUAAACAACUGAGUUAUCCAGGCUGUGUAUUCAAAUAAAAGUAAAAAUUAAGGCAUCUUUGCAGAAUGCCCUACUAAAAGUCCCCAGCUGCUUCUUCGGUGUUUUGUAUUAUAAUAAGAAGUAGCCUUGUAGACAGCAAAUGUUUUCUCUAGUAGUAUGAGUAUUGACUCAUUUUGCUUCAAUGUCUUCCCAGGGCAUUGCUCAGAUUAGCCUAGCUGACUAUGAGAGCUCCAAUGAGAUGCAACUUCACUGGUACCCCAUCCAGAUAUUUACAGGUUCAGACUGUGAGCAGACAAAAGACAGACCAAAAUGUGAAGAAAAUGCUUCUCAGAUUUUCGAAAACAAAGCUACAAUGAAAAUGGUAUGGCUGUAUCUGACCUUUUCUUAACAUGUUUCUUUUGCAUGUUUCCUUGUGUGUGAUGCAAAAGAUGUUCUUAUAACAUUUGAUACUGAAAGUUAAGGGUGAGCAAAAUGCAUAUAGUAUAUGCCUGAAUUCAGAGGAGAAAUUUUACUGAGGCUAAAUAGGGUUAAUUUGCAAUGAUUUAACUGGAUGAUACCAUUUAAAAUUCAUAUGGAUGCUUUUAAAUGUAUUAGGUCUCUCAACCAUUUGUAUUUUAAUAUAUAUUUUGUCUUGCUUUUUUUAAACCUUUUUGUAUGUAGUAUAUUAAUAGUAGAUGGAGUAGUAUUUUGGUAUAUUUUCAUAUAAAGGCAUAUUUUAGUCAGUGCUUCUUCAAUACUGUAGCAGUGUAGAUGAUGAUGAUGAUGUGGUUGCUAUGGCCAUGAUGGUUGAAACAACAACAGCAAUAAACAGAAACAGUGAUAUGCCUGGAUCUGCUGAGAGAUACUUGCAUUUGAGCUUAUACUCAUCAAUAGAAUUAUGUCAUUUUAAUUUAUCUAUAGAUUACACACCACAACUGCACCCAUGUGUAAACAUGCUCAUGUUUUUCCAUAUUCAACUAUCUAGCCAUGUUUGGAUUAUUGUGAAAAAUUUGAGCUACUUCACACCACAGUACUUAAGUUCUAAUUUAAUUUGUUGUGAGCAUGUCAAAAUUCUGAAUUCAGCCAGAAUGCUACUCUUUGGUUUUAGAGAAAUUUCCAACCAAAACUACUUUGUGCUUUUGUUUGAACUUAGUCAUUAUUGUUGUUCCUUCGAAAGGCUGACUUCAGUUUUUCUGCUAGGAAAAUGACUCUCAUUUGAUUCUAAGUUCAAUUUCCAUUCUAGGAUGCUGUGACUGCCCUUUUAGCUAGGACCACAGCUCAAUUGGAAGCUGUGGAGAGAGAAUUAGCGGAGGAGAGAGUAAAACUGGAGUACACAGAAGAGGAAAUUCUAGAGAUGGAGCAAAAGGAAGACCAGCUAGAAGCUGUGUCAGAGAGGUAACUUUUUCAAAAGGGUUAAGACAGAACUUAAGUUUUUAAAAUAAUAUAUGUGUGAUUCUGUUGAGAUAUUAAAUGUAUCGAAUCUUAUACGUCAUUUAUCUGUAAUCGUUAGCUAUUAGAUGUAAGCAUUAGCUGUUUUAUCAUAUUGGAGCAUACAUAACCCAAUUUCAUAUUUCUUAGUUCAGAUUUGGAUAUGCAAAACUUGGCAUUUAAUGGCAUUUAAUUUACAAGAAUGCAAAACCUUGAUAGGAUCAGUAAUGGUACCGAAAUAUGUAUUCAUGUAACACUUCUUCUAGAAUCGUAACAUAAUCACUUACACUGUGUCUAGAGCAUCCCUAAGUAGUUUUUAAAUAUUAUUGUUGCUGAUCCUGUGUCUCACAUUAAUUUUUUUUGGGGGGGGACUGGUGUUCACAGAUUCAUAAGAAAAUAGAACAACAGCAGCAGUGGCCAUGUGGGGCUAGUUUUCUGGAAGUAUUUGCACUGUAUUAAACAUGCAAAAGGGCAGUGUGAAAUUAAUUACUGGAACCAAAUUUCAUUGCUUGAUGUAUUCUUUUUCCUGCAGAAGCUGGCAAGCAGAAUCAGUUGACAGUGGAUGUAGUAAUUGUAUGCAGACUAGUCCUCACCCAGAGUCUUACUGCAGUGAAUCAUUACACAGUCAUAUGCUUGCACCUCAAACAGAUCAGUGUACUUCUAAAAAAGUCCCGCCUCCACCUCUAAAGGCAAGUAGAAAUAAUUGUACUUUCUGCUCCAGUUUUUGUUAAUCCUUAACUGGGCUAGGCCAGUGAUAUCUUUCCAAGAUACAUCCUCAUUUUCUUCUCCCUUGACCUUCAGUACUUUUGUUUGUCUUAAAAUGAGACGCUGCUUUAUAAGCAUGUAAAUAUUCCUGUUUGUUCAGACCUUUUAACUAACCUGAUCUCUUGAGGUAGUUCUGGCCUGCAUGUCACUGCCACAGAUAAACUGUUAACACUUUUUAUGAUUCUGUGCUGUAUUUAUAGAUUAUUAUUAUUAUUACUUUAGUUUUGGCUGAAGAUUUGCAACUUGUUAUAAUGGAACUCAUUACGCUCAAGUCAUUUUUAUAAUGGUGCUGGACCAUAAAUAGCUAUACUUUACAGUGCUCUGGAAUUAUUAUUAUUAUUAUUAUUAUUAUUAUUAUUAUUAUUAUUUAUUCUUUAUACCCCGCCCAUCUGGCUGAGUUUUCCCAGCCACUCUGGGCAGCUUCCAGUCGAGUGUUAAAAAUAAUACAGCACUGGAAAUGCUUGUGUGAUAAGAUGAAUGAAAAAAUAAGCCUUUGCAACACUUGAAAUUUCGAUUCUUAUUUUAGGUAGAUAAGGAGACCAACACAGAAGAAACAGCUUUGCUUCAUAAAAACAGAACUGGCCGUCGAUCCCGUGGGUCUGCUUUUGUUCGUAGUAGUACCAUCGUUCGCUCACAGACAUUCUCACCUGGUGCACGAAGUCAGUAUGUUUGCCGAGUGAGUAGUAAUUGUUAUUAAACAAGCAGUCUGGAACUGUGACUUUAAAGAUUGAACGUUAUUGUAAAUGCUAUAGCAUUUGCUCUUGCAUUUGAACCUGGACCAAUAACUGCUUUUUAUGUGCUGUCAGGUUCAGUUCCCAUAUUCUUUCGUUUGAGAGUAUGAUAAUGAAUAUCUUAAUGUCUGCAUUUUCUUAAAUGCACUUUUUAGAUAACGUUGCUGUGGGUUUUGGUGAGGGGAGGUGGUGAAAAUAAAAAGACCUAAGGCCCCCAGUAGACGGGCUCAAAGGCAGCACUUAAGUCUGACUGGUUGGCUGAUUAUUAUUUUUCUCCUGAACUGACAUGGAUAAGUCUCACUUGUGUUGCCGGAAUAAAGAUUAAAGUAUCAAUUUCCAUUUUGUAUCUUUUUUUCUAUCAGCUAUAUCGUAGUGACAGUGACAGUUCUACUCUGCCAAGAAAGUCUCCAUUUAUCCGAAAUACUUUGGAAAGACGUACGCUGCGUUAUAAGCAGGUAUAGUUGUGACUGUAAAAUUUGGGGCUUUGCAUUGCUGAGGCAUUUUUACAGAAGGAAGCUGAGGGGUUUUUUUUACUACAUUGGGAUACUAUUAAGAAUAGUUUGAUAUGGCAAUGUAAUAAUGUAUGUUGCAUUUAUAAUCAUACACUGCAGCGAGAGCUAUAAAAAUAGCUGGUAGUGUUAGAUCAAUUUUAAAUAUGUUCCUGUUGAAUUUACUGAUUUAGCCUUGAUUAAUGUUGGCAGCAGGAUUUAAAAAAAUCUGUACUCAGCUUCCUUGGGGUUUAGACAAACUCUGUACUGGAAAGCCAACAAGCAUAGAAUACAUAGAUCAAUACAAUUCUUAACUUUUUAGAAAGUAUCAGCCCCUUUUUAAAGCACUAAAUUUAGAAUUCUUAUGGCUCACCACUGUGAAGAUGUAAUAUGACAACUUGCAGCUCAUGGUUUACCAAGACAUUGCCCUGUUUGUAUUCUCCUCCCCAUCUGUUUUCUCUCACGUGAAUUCCCCUCUCCAUCGCAUAAUAUGCUUUAACAAUGGCUUAGUAUUACGUUUGGCUUCAACACUAUUAUAGUGAAAGAUAACCAGGAUUAAUCUCGUAAAAACAUAGUUUUUAAACACAGCCCAAACCAUAGUUUUGAGUAACAUUGGAUAGGAGCUUAGCUAUAGCCGUGUUCCUCUCAGUGCUGACAUAACUCCAAAAUAUGAUUAAAGUGGACCACGAGAAGAUGGAAUGUCUCCUUCAAAAGGAUAUAUGCUAGCCCACACAAAUUCAAACCAUGGUUUGAAAUCAUCCCGUUGGGCCAAUGUCUGUGUCAAUUAAACUGGCCCAAAUUGCUUCCUAAUAUUUUGGUUUAUUUCAGGAGAAUGCACAAUACCUUGCAGUUGGAGGAGAGGUCCAGGCUUGCUUGCAUUUGAGACUUAUUAUCACAUUCUUGUUUUAAUGUCUCAGCAAUCCUGUAGAUCAUCUUUGGCUGACCUUAUGGAGAGGACGUCACUAGACCUGGAGCUGGAUCUCCAGGCAUCCAGAACAAGGCAGAGGCAGUUGAACGAUGAAUUAUCUAUCUUGAGAGAGUUGCGGCAGCGCCUGGAGGAUGCCCAGCUUAGAGGUCAGACUGAUCUGCCUCAUUGGGUGCUUCGGGAUGAACGGUUUCGAAACUUGCUGAAGGAAGCGGAGAGGCAGGUAUGGCAUAUUGGGGCCUGCAGAUUAUUGCAUUCAAGGGUAUUAUGUUAUGCAGAAAGCUCCAAUAUAAGGAACUGAGCUUCACAAUUUUUAAAUAUUUUUAAAAUUGUGAUCUUUGCUCUAGUGAAAUUGUUACAGAGCAAACUGUAAUGGUUGGUGAUCUUACUCUGCCUGGGACAGGUAGUUUGCGGGGAGGCUCUUCUGCUAAUGGAAGGGUAGCCUUGGUAGUUCUGCCACCCUCAGAAGUGUAGGGAAUGUCAGCCUGAGAGAUGGCUUUCUCUGUAAAGGUAAAGGUAAAGGGACCCCUGACCAUUAGGUCCAGUCAUGACUGACUCUGGGGCUGCGGCGCUCAUCUCGCUUUAUUGGCCGAGGGAGCCGGCGUACAGCUUCCAGGUCAUGUGGCCAGCAUGACUAAGCUGCUUCUGGCGAACCAGAGCAGCGCACGGAAACGCCGUUUACCUUCUUGCCGGAGUGGAACCUAUUUAUCUACUUGCACUUUGAGGUGCUUUCGAACUGCUAGGUUGGCAGGAGCAGGGACCGAGCAAUGGGAGCUCACCCCAUCGCGGGGAUUCGAACUGCUGACCUUCUGAUUGGCAAGUCCUAGGCUCUGUGGUUUAACCCACAGUGCUACCCACGUCCUGGCUUUCUUUGUAGCAGCUCCUAAAUUGUGGAAUUCCCUCCCCAUAUCAUAAUGGUAUAGCUUUUGCUAUAUGCUGAACACACACUUCUCUACAGUGGCCAUUGACACCUGAGGUAUAUAUAUUUCGAAUCCACUCUGUACUGAUUUAUAAAUCCUUUUAACUUAAUAUUGUAAUAUUGUUGUAACCUGCUCUGGGACUUUCUAAAGAAGAAUGGGUAAGAAACAACAACAACAACAACAACAACAACAACAACAACAACAACAAAAUGUAUAUUCCUGUUAUGUACAAGGAAGGAUUUUUCUCCUCACACGCAGGUGGUGUAGAAGUUAGGGGAGUUUCUCAACAUAAAGACUUACAAGGUAGCAUGUUUAGCCCUGCCUUUGAAGAAAGUGGGAGAUGUCAUCCAAAUGAGGUUUCUUUCUGUCCAAGGAAAAAGACUGAGCUUUUAUCCUAAGCCCAGUGUUCCUCUUACAACUUAUUUUUGAUUUCAUAUACAUCCUCUUUAGACAAGACAGACCAAAUUUGAACAUCGUCAACAACAAGCAGCAGAAAAAUUGCUUAAAAAGGCAUCCAAAGAAGUUUACCAACUACGUGGUCAAAACCAGAAGGAGCCUAUUCAGGUUCAGACCUUCCGGUAAGUAAAGUGUAAACUAAAUAUGGUUUUACCCCACUCCUUUCAAAUGUAUUCCAAUGUACUGGAUGUCAGAUUCCUUGAAAAGUUCAGUCAAGUUGUUAUGUGUUUGUUUCUUCUCUAUGCGCUGCUUAUUCCUGAAUGUUUCUACAGUUUGAUUUCAAAUGGGAUUACUAAGUCUAAUACCUGCCUUGCAUUCUGGAUAACAGUAAUAUACAGAAUAACAGUAAUACAUGGAAGUAGUUUUAGAUUGUUAGAGCCAGACACUUUAAAAGUGGAUGUUUUCUUGAGCAUUUUGUACAUUCAAAAUAUUAAAAAAAUAUUUUUGAAUCAUGGAACUGUGUCUCCAGAAGGUGAUCAAGUAUGUAUAGGGGAUGGGGGUUUAAAUGAAAAAGUGAGGUAUAAAUAUUUAACAAAUAAAAGCAGAGAAUCGGCAGGAUCUCCAGACUAUGGCCUAGUUCUCAUUACGGUGAUCCACCUUUCUCUGGGCUGUACAACUUCCAACUUCAGGUGGACUCAACAGAAUUGAGGGUGGUAGCCAACUAAUGUGUUCCGACAGCACAAAGAUCUACACUUACACAGUGGAACUUUCACCCCCUCCUCCCUCACUCUAUGUGCCCCUAAACCUGUUAUGGAGGUUCCCCCAACCCUCCAGAGCAUAUUUGCGGGGUGGCACAGCGGGAGGAGGGGGGGGAGUUACGUUGUGCAAUUGUAAAUCCUGGUACUGACAGAAUGAAUUAGCUCCCUGAGAAGGCAGUAUACAACUUAUUUCAUAGCCUUGUCUUCUUCCUAACAUGCCAGCUUCAUAUGUGGAGAUUUUUGUUUCGUAGUGACUUUCAGUCUGAAGUGAUCUAGCCCAGACACAGGUUUACCAUCUCAGUGAGAAGUAGGCCUAAGACAAGUUAUGAUAGGUCCCCUUAAUACAGAGAUCCUGAGAGCUAGCACUUGGAAGAAUUAAAAAUAUGUGGAACAUUUGGAAUGCAGCCACUCUUAAACACUGAAGUCACAUUUUCAGAUUUAGCCAUUUUUCAGUUGUAGCUUUGCCUUUUCAUUCAUGUAUAAUAAACAUGUUACAGGUGACUAAAAUGUACACGCUGAAAUAAACAGUUGAUUUAUUACAUUUAUGGAAAUAUAUUAAAGUUUCCUUUCACAUGAGAACGUAGAUCAAAAUAAAAAAUAUUACUCUCAUGGAGGUGCUGUGGAAGGAUGAACAAGUGUGGAAAUAUUUAGUUGUCAUUUUAGCAGCACAAAACAUAAACUGCCAAAAGGAUUUGUAGUUCAGAAGUAUUCAGUUAAACAAUUUGAACAUGGGUGUUAUUUGUUAUAAUACAUUGCUUUAGUUUCUUGAAAUGCCCAGUUUUAAAAGUGGUACUUAAAUCUGCUCUAACAUGGAACUCACAAGCAGCAAAAGUAGAUGCUUAAAUAUCUGUGUAAUAUUUUCCCUUACCAAUUGCAGGGAGAAAAUAGCGUUCUUCACAAGGCCAAGGAUCAACAUACCUCCUCUGCCGGCUGAUGAUGUUUAACAUGUUGCUUUGUAAACAUGAAGUAUUUAUCUGCCUGUUUAAAAUGAAGUUAUUAACUAGUUAAGUUUAUUUUUUAAAAUCGUUGUGCAAAGACUAUUAAUAUACACAUUUUGUAAAAAAAUAAUAAUAAAGUAAACAAAAACAUAUAUAAAUAUAUACAGCAAUAUAUAUUAUAAUAGUGACUGCAGCAAGGCUUGGUUUUUCCUUGUUGUGAAAUUGACAUCUCGGAAGACAACUUAUUUUAUAUUAAAAAAAAAAAAAUCAACUAUCCUCUUAGAGUUAUGUACUGUUUUUAUGCUGUUUUAUUUGACUUAAAAGGCUGGAAGACAGAAACAACGUGAGUUCAGGCAAAUUCACUGUAUUGUAAUUUAUUUAUAGUAACUCAUUUUCCUUGAAGGAAAAUAUUUACUUUAAUAUGUAUUUUUUAAAAAACAGAAAUUUUGUUACUCAGUAUUUGUCAUACAGUAGAAUGGAACCAUUGAGCUGGUUUUGUUUCUGAUAGCUGAAAUGAAAAUACUAUGUUCUAAAUUUGUCACUUUUUAAUCAGCUUUACUGUCUGCAUCUUAUAAUGUAUCGUGUUUUUUUCUGGCACUGUUUUGAUAUCAAAAUAUCACCUGCAAUGUUUUCUUUUUUUCUUUUUAAAAAGAGAUUCAGUUAAAAUGCCAUUAAACAUUGCUAGGUGAAACUGCAUGUUCUUACUGUGCACUACUAGAUUGUUCUCAUUUCAGUUGUGUCAAGUAUGUCUCUUAUAAUUUUAACUAGUUUUUCUGUUUAACGAGGGAAGGAAGAAGGUGACAGGUCUCUCUAGCUGUUAUUUUAGGAAAGGCACUUGUGAGUUUUCCAUAUUAAUCAGCAGUGUAGAAUUUGGACACUUCUACUAUUUGACUGUUCCAGAAAGUGGUUAGGACCUCAUUUAGGAAACUAUCCCAGCUAUCAUGGGACUUACCAAUUUGUUAUAUUUCCUCAUAAAUCUUACAAUCACAACUUCAUUUUCUUUAACUAUAACGAUAUCUUAAAGUGCGACUCAAAGAAACUUAACACCAUACUGCUUUUAAUGCUACAUACAGAGGAGGUGCCGUGGAUCACCUGAUCAAAUACCAGCUUAUGUUUGCGGAAGCAUCAUAACAGUGAUGUGAGUUUUGCCUAUGGUUCACUCAAGGCUUUGUCUACUUUUGUAGUAAAAAAGCCUAAUUGUGUACAUGCCUGGAACUUCUUUAGUUUCUGAACUAUUAGCAGACAUUACCUCUUUUCACCCAUCACUUUCCAUGAAUGCUGCAGACUUCACCAGCGAUUUUUCAGGUUUCCACAUGAGCUGCUAUGCAAAAUUCAACUAUGUGGCAUCGUCUUGCUAUAUUAGAAAUAUUCCUCAAAAAAAGCUACUGUUCAGAUAGUAGUCCAUUUUGUGGUGUGAUUUCAAAUCUGUGCUAAUUCUUUGUUUUUGUUCAUUUCUAUUCCCUCUCCCACUUUAAUUAUUCAAAUUGUUGAGUAAAACCAUUUUCAGUUGCAUUCCUAACCUCCAUAGCACUAGCAAUCUCUUCUGACCUCAUAUUACAUGUACAGUUUAAUACAUUUUUCUCAUCCCAUUGCUAAAGUGGUUGAAUGGCAUAAGCUUUUGCAUCAAACUGAGAUUGUUUUCCUGAAUUUGGUAAGAUCUGCUAAAGCAGUUUGUUGCCCUGUUAAACUUUUUUUUCCCAUUUGUGUUAUACAGCUUUGAAGACAGUCACUUGGGCUUUAGGAGAACUAGUAGUUUUUGUUAACAAUGGACUGUCACCUUAAAUUCCCGAGAGUGCCACUUCGUGUGUCUUGCAAAUGUAUGAAAAUGACUUUAUUAUGCUAUUGUAUUCAACUUCAGUUACCCAAAGAAUUAUGUCCCACAAAAUGGGAGCCUAUAUUUUGGGGACUUCCAAGAAAUGAACACCCUUUUUAUAUGGGACACUGUCAAGUCAAACUUUGGUGUUAGUUAAAAAUCAAACAUUGCCUUAGGGAAGCCUGAUACCAAAGAAAGUUGUUAAGCUAAAAACGAGUCAGCUUGGAACUCAAGCAUUGUGUUAAGCUCACGAGAACCUAACCAUUAAAUUGUUUUACAUAGUCUUGUGUUUUGAGAGAGAUUUUAAACCGUAUGUAGUGCAAAUCAUCAAAUCUGGAUUAACAGUGUAAUCUUGUGUAUGUCGACUCAGAUGUAAGACUCAUUGAGUACAGUGGGACUGACUCCCAGGUAAGUGUACAAAGGAUUGCAGCCUCCAUCUGUUAAUGUGAAUUUUGUAUGAUCAUAUUUUGAUGGAUGCUUCAAGCUUUUCAGUUGGAAAUGAGAAAUGCUUGGCAUUACCGUUACGGGUUGCUGUAUAGAAUCUCUGCUUGGUAUGUUGGUAGAUGGAAAAGGGUCUCUUGUCUGAAAAAAAUGAGCUCAAUAUUCCAAAGGAACAAGAAUAAUGGUUUGGAACUGGGGUAGAAGCCCUAAAGGGGGGGAAAAUCACGGCUCUAGUUAGGAAGAAUUAAGUAUUUCCCAGCACUUAACCAGGAGGUGGUCUUGAGUUGUUCCAUCGUAUUACAAACUGACGUGAUUAAUUUGGGUUACAAUUCAGCAGCUCCCAAUGCACUUGAAAAAUGCAGUAGACAAAGGAGGCUUUCCCAUUUUACCCCCAGUGUGAAGACAAAUAAACACUGCAAAUGAAGACCAUGUUCUAUCACCUGUGAUGUAUACUCCUUGUUUGUGACAAAGAGCAGGCAGUGUAAAUUUGUUGCCAUCUAUUAUGACAAAUUACUGUAUUUUGUUUGCCUAUGUGGAUUAAAUGGAAGGCACUGUAUGUGAAAUAGAAAACGUUUUGGAGGCUCCCUGAUAAAGUAUAUUGCUGGGUUGUAGUGGUGGUAGCUGUGCAGUAUGCCCAGAGAUUUUAGGGAAGAUAAGAUUCUGACUGUCAAAAUGAAUACUGCUACAGUGUGUUAAAGCGUAAUAUCCUCUUCAGUAUUCAUUUCUUGUGUUUGUCAUACUUUCUGAAUGGAUUGUGUCAUUUGUAUUUGAAAAGUAUUCUGAAAAAUAAAUUUUAAAAAAACUUGCCAUAAA